Messenger RNA from Cinara cedri, 51831 nucleotides. NCBI's taxonomy places the organism in Eukaryota, Metazoa, Arthropoda, Insecta, Hemiptera, Aphididae. The record is from the annotation of a GenBank genome assembly.
AUGGACGGUUUCGGUGGUAGCGGAGUACUUUUGAGAUUGACGAGUACGAUGAGAGUGUGGUUGGUGCCGAUACAUUUAGCAUACCCAAAGAGCACGGUAAAAAACCCGGUGGAACAAGACGGUCAAAAUAAGUCGGUAGAGGAUUGUGUCGGUAACGAAAAAUUCGUGGCGGUAUGAUAAGUUAUCGGACGAAAAAACUAAAGGGAUUGGCAAUCGGCUAACUGGCACGGACACACGUACCGUGGCCAGCAGCGAGACGAGCCCAGUAAUGCGUGAACGUUAUUAUCGCACCCGUCGUAUUACCGGUAGAAAAUUACUAAACAAAUGUACUUAUUUCAAAAUUUGUGAUUUAAUGUAAUGUUAAAUGUACAAUGACAGUAAUAUUAUAAUAUUGUAUUACAAUUUGCGAUACAAUUUAAUAGACGUUCAAUAAUUAUUUAGAAACAUAAUUUAUUGACUUUAUAUUACAUACUUGUAGAUAAUUUGCUAACAUAAUAAUAUGUUGUACUCAAUUAUACAAGGGCAUACGCAUAGGGAAGAGUGGUCGUAUCGUGUUUAUGUUAUUUUAUCAUGUACGUAAAUAGUGCCGUAGACAGGAAAUUAAUAUGGGGAGGAGUUUAUUCAUCAUAGUAAUUACAGUGAUUAAAUUAGUUCUUAAUUUGUACAGCUUACGUUUUCUACCAUAAAUUUUGAUCCAAUAGAAAAACAACUACAGACCUUUGUUGUAUUUUUAAUCUAAAUUGUGAGAAAGUAAAUCGUUUUUUGUUUUUCUUUAUAGUUUGUUUAAUAAUUGAAAGCAGAAAUGAAUGCUUGAAAAUUUGACAGGGUGUUCAUUAUAAGUUGUAAGUACUGUGAUUAAAAAACAAAAUAAUAAAUUAUUAUUAUUAUUUUUUUUUUAUAAGAGUUUUAAAAUCAAAUUUUGUCGAAAAUCAUAAAUAUUAAAUACAAAUAUAAAUAACGGCCUUUUAAAAAAAUGUUCAAACGAACUUCGUUUCGAAUCGUUUUCCGUUAGAAAUCGUUUACUUUUGGUUACAGUUAUAAAUUCCCAACCUUCUCAACUAUUCACGGUGGCCGCACCCGUUCCCAGUAUCUGCUCUUUUUUUUAAUUUAAACCGAACAGCAUUUUAGCCGACAUCACAAUUUAUUAAAUUAUAUAUUUUUCCGGAAACAAUAUUUAAUUUGUCUGAAUUGCAUUUUACACAACCGAGUCUUAUUCAUUAAUAAAACACAUAAUAUGAUUAAUGUGUAGAAAUUAUUUUUUUUUUUUUUGUUUACUUGUCGAAUGUUAAAAAUUAUAACUAAAGAAAAAUGUAUUUUCCAAAAAAAAAAGUAUAUUUCUGGCUAAAGCGCGAACCACAGUCUAGGGCAAAUUGUUUUUCGAAUAAAAUAUUUAUCGACUAUAUAAAAUCGAAAAUACGAUUUGGAAUUUUUUCAGAUUUUAUAAUUCUGUUGACCCUUAUAUUUUUGACUUUUUUUUUGAUAGCACCAUGAUCAUUGCUGUGAAAUAAUUAUUAUUAUAAUAUAUAAUUAAAUAUUUCUAUCAAUGUUACGUAGAUUUCUAUUUGAAAAUAUUAUUAUACCGCUCUGACUCACUGCAUGUACCCUACGCCAUUUCCUAGAGAUGCAUUUUAAUUCAUGAAUAUAUACGUCACAAUCAUCAAAUGGAAAGCGAAUGUAAACAGCAUUUCUGUUGGAGGCACUUUUACUAUAGUACGUAUUGUUGAUUUUUUUUUUCUUUAUAACACUCGAGAUUCGAAAUGGGAGAAAAAAAAAUAAUGAUUCAGAUUAUUAUUAUUUAAAUGGUCUGACAAAAUAAUAUUUUAUUUUUCUCAUACAAAUAUAAAAUCGCGAUAAACGAAUUUAAUAUUAUAAUAUUCAAAAUAUUAUUCUAUUAUUCUAAUUAUUCUCUGGUAAUGUUGUAUGAGAAUAUAAUAAUAUUAUAUUAUUGCUAUGCAUUACAUUGUGAAGAGUCACAAGAUAAUAAUAUUAUUAUCAAAUAUUGUCAACGGUCAGAUAAUAUUUUUCUUUAAACGGUUUUAGCGUAAUCAAAAUUAAAAACAUAUUGUAUUUAGAAUAAUUUCCGUGGAUUAUUAUCAACAUACAAUAUUUGGUAUUUUUUAUUUAUUCUACAAUAAAAAAAAAAAAAAAACAAAAAAAUUAAAUGUAAAUUAUUAAAUUAUUGUGAUUCAUUCGUUGUUAUAAUAUUUAUUCAUAUUACGUGUAUUAUAUUAUUGAAAACUCGUAUAUUAUAAAAUAAUAUGAUAUUAUAGAUGUUAAAAUAAGUCUAAAAAACAAAACGAAAUCCUAUAAUAAAUAAUUAGUUAAAAAAAAAAACAUGAUCCACGGACCAAAAGUUUAAUAUUUUUCGUAUAUAAAUUUAAAUUUUCAAUUAAAAAACAUCAUUUAUCAUUUUUUCUAUUUUAUAUUGCAUCACACCCAUUAAAUAUAGAUAAUAAAUUAAAUGAUCAAAAUUACAAAACUGUGCCAAUAUUUAGAUACCUUUUAUCAACUUUUAACAACUAACAUAAAAAAUUUGCAACUUCCAAAAUUGUUUUUAGAGGUAUGUACCUGAACUUGGACGAAUCUUAUUGAAAAGGUCCUAUAAUUAAUGGAAUCUGAUUUAUUUCAUAUAUAUUUCGAAAAAAGCGCCGCUAAAUUCCCACACCAUACACAAUUUGGUUGUAAGAUGAUGUCGUAAUGGAAAGACGAUAAUGGGUCUAUUAUUGUAACCUAUAUUAUAUAAUUUCCAAUAAUAUUUAACCUGAGUUUCUAAAAAUAUUGGGUCGUGACAAAAAUUUUCAAUUUCUAACCUAUCUAGUAAAUAAUUAAGUAGUAUAACAGAUUUUAAAAGAUAAUUUUAUUUUAGAUUCUGAGUAGAGCGAAAAAGCUUAUGGUUUUCCAAAGAUGUUUACUUUUUUUUAUUUAUCUGUGCGCAAUUUUCUACCAGGAAAAUUGAUCGAAUUUCUUAGUGUAGCACCUUAUCUGAAAUAAAAUCGACAUGGGGUGUACUUAAGGGAGGUCAUUUUUCGCAUCAAAUGCGAAAAACCGAACAAUAACAAGAUAAAUAUAAAUUACGAUUUUUUUUUCUGUGGACAACUUUUCUAUCAACAAUUUUGCUCCAAUUUUAAAGAUAGCAAUAUUUCUAAAUGGAAAUUUCACUAGGGAGGUAUUUAAGAAAGGUCAUUUUUUGAUUUUCUCAGGAGUGUUUUAAUCAAAUUUGAAAAAUCAAAAAAAAAAAGGGAAAAUAUAAGAAAUGUAGGUAUUAGUUAAAAUAUAUUACGGUCUUCUUUUUUUCUAAUUUUCAUGAGGAUAUGAACGACCUAGCCACCACUGACUAUAACACUGGAAUAUGUAUACUGUAUAUACUUAUAUAUAUUGGAAUGCUAAAAAAAGAGAUGAAAAAAAAAGGUAAAACCUAAAUUACAAAAUGUUGGCACUCGACCAAGAAAAAGGUUCACCACUCCUUUAGCUGGUAUGUUAUUAUAAUGAUUCUGUCAAUAUGAUAAUCAGGAAUAUAAAAUAUAGUUUGUUUAGUGUUCAUUCCAGGAACUGUUAAGUACACAUUUGCAUCGAUAAAUUAACGAAUCGUAGUGUUUGGUACCAACACAUCUAUAAUUAAAAUUAUUUUUGUAUAUAUACGCGUACAAUGUAAUUAACGGUUGAAAUAUAAUAAAACAUAAACUAUAUACAUACAGGUUGAUAUUUUUUUAUCACGAACUAGCAAUUUCCUCAGAGGAUUUUAAGUGAACUUGAUUUAUGUAUUUUUUAAUCAUUAUGGAAUUGGUUAAGCUUUAUUUUAGAACCACUUUUAAUUUUUACCUCUACACCAUAUACCUUAAGUAAGUAUAUACUUUUGUUUUUCAAAUAGGAAUCCCUUUCUUUAAAUACAGAUUUAAAUAGGGAAUAUUUUUCUAGAAAUGUUGAUAUGCAUAACACUUUUAUCAGAUUUACCGUUUAUAAGUUAUAACUGUUUAAAGUUUAGAUCGGUAGAGUAGAGAAAAGUUAUCAAUUUAUCAUUUAAAAAUAGAUAGGCAAUCUACCCCAAUCUUAUUCUUUUCUACUCUAGUAUAAACUUUAAACGGUUAUAACUUAUAACUCAUAAAUAAUAAAUCUGAUAUAAGUGUCAUGCAUAUCAAAAUGUCUAGAAGAAUAUUCUUUAUUCAAAUCUGUGUUGAAAAAGAGGGGGUCCUAUUUGAAAAAAAAACGUAUAUACUUAUUUAAGGUAUAUUGUGUAGGGGUAAAAAAUUAAAAAUGAUUCUAAAAUAAAGCUUAACCAAUCAUCAAAUCAUUAUGGAAUGAUUAAAAAAAAACAGAAAUCAAAUUCACUUAAAAUCCGUUUACAAAUUUAAACACUCAUAUAAUAUGAUUCAAAAUGGUACAGUUAUUUUAUCAUGUAAGUAUUCAAAAUAAAGAAAAAUGUAUAGUAUAAAAGUUUUUCGAUUAUAAACAUCUAAAAUAAUUUGUACAUUUUUUUCUCUGGAGGGGGGGUAUAUUAUUGGAAUACAAAAUUUUAUGCUAUACAUUUUUCUUUAUUUUGAAUAUUUACAUGUUAAAAUGGCUGUUUCAUACAUUUUGAAUCAACCUGUAUAUACGAUUAUAAUAUUUACUUAUAUUAUAAAAUUUGUUUAGACUGUUUAGUUAUCUAUAUUAAAACAUUCAAAACUCGUAAAUACGUAAAUCGCAGUGAUGACGUGAGAGAUGACGUAUAUUUUUAUAAGUCUGACGAAUAUAAUCACGAAUAUGGGAGACUUUGGGGGAUUACCUCUCUCAAAAAUGUCAAACUUGUUAUUUUGUUACUUUUUUUUUACAUUAAUUGAACUGAUAUAUAACUGAAUAUAUAUUUAUAAAGACAUAAUAUAUCUAAAAUCUAAAUUAAUAAAUAGUACAAAUCUCAAACGCUAUUUGUGUCUAUGCUAAGAUUAAUUGUUUUUUAAUAGGUGUUUAGCGUGUAGCUAUUUGAGUUGGUUUAGCUGUGUGGCCCGUGUGGUAGUGUAAAGUAAUCGAGGUAAAAUAAAAGGCCAAGUUCAAUGUUUUUGCAAAGGGACUUUAAAGCGUUAGAAGGAGAGUUAAUAAUAAUAACAUAGGCGUGGAGUCUUUAAUCAAUAUAAAUGGGUGGGUAGUUUAAAUAAAUGUUUGUUAUCUUACAUUUGAUAUAAGUUUGCGCCACCGUCGGUAAUAUUUAGAAAACGAAAGAGAUUUAUUUAUUUUGUUUUUCAAAUACUUCACACAAAUAUAUUAUUAAUUAUUAUAGUAUAUUAUACCUAGGUAGGUAUUAUACCUGUGAUUCCAUAUUUAAAUAAUAUUAUGUUGAACACUAAACAAAUGCAUUUAUUUAGUCUGUUAUAAUACGGUAAUCAGCUAUUAGAAAACCUAACCAUUCGAUUUUUGUAAAAUCGAAAAAAAAAAAACGGACAUACUUCGCACGUAGGUAGAUCACUGUUGUAAAUAAGAAGUUUGGAUGGUAGUAGAGGGAAAAUUUAAUAUAUAUCUGUAUGUAACGAUUAUCCAUUACUAUUAAAAAAAAAAGCGAUUUUGAACAGAGAUCAGUUAAUAGUGUUGCUUUGCCAAUAAUACAUGUAUCAUUGUAUCAUACAAAUUAAAUAAAUAGUUAAACAAUUAAAAUAAUUACAUGUGUAUUAUAUAUUCUCUUUAAUAAUAUUUGUUUAAUAUUUUACUUAUUUUCCCGGUUUUUCCAUGUUUUUCCCAUUUAUUGGGAAAAUUCCUGGGAAAAUCAAAAAAUGACCCCCUCCUCCUCAUAAAAUGAUGAUACCACUGUCCGUAACAUAUAUACACUCCACUAAAAUACAAUUACACAAUUUACGCCCUAAAAAAUAAAUAUUAUUAAUAAUCAAAAUUAGGCGACCUACUUGUAAUAGUAUAAUAUUAUAUGUUACCCGACGUCGUCCGUGAUUUGAUUUUGUCCGCCACGUUUUACAAAAAUAGAUUAAGUAACGCGUGUAGUGCAUAUUAUAAUAUCGAAUAAAAUCAUGUUUUAUACAUAUUACAGGUCAAACAACGAAAACUUUUGUUCCUAGUAUAGGUACUGUAUAAAACAUUUAGUAUCGAGUGAAUGAUAAUAUUAUAGUGUAGAUAAUCGGCAUACACUACAAAUUUCUGAAUAUUUAAAUGACUCAUACAUUUUUUUUUUUUUUACAUUAAUUAUAUAUAAACGGAAAUUUUGCUCCGAUUUACAAUAAGAGCACUUUUUCUGAAAGGAAAUCUGACUUGGCUGAUAAUUUAAGCAGGUAAUUUUUGAUUAUCCCAUGAGUUUUCCUAGUAAAUGGGAAAACCGGCAAAAAACGUGAAUCACAAAUACGUAAAUCGCAGUGAUGACGAUUGGGUAUAUUUUUAUAAGUCUGACGACUAUGAUAAUUGUCAAUGACAUUGUCUAACCCCGUCUGCGUGUUUCUUUGAUCUGUUGUUUACGUGUCAGUACUUAUAACUUUAUUAUUACAAUAUUAAUAUUACAUACUAUUAAUUAAUAUUUCAAUUUUAGUUGAUUUGAUAAACUUACACCAUACUUUUUUUAAAUGGAAAAUAGGUAUUUAGCCCAGUAACUAACUCAUGAAAACCUUUAAUAUCACUUAAUAUAUAUAUUAUAUUUCCAAAGCAAAUUAGUUAUUGAUAAUUUUUAAUUAGUAAUAAAAGAAAAUUAUUUUUGACUUCAUUAGGUAUUCAUAAAAACAAAAAAGGUACGUUUAAAGGAACGAGGGACGGGAACAAAAUCCUUUUUAAAAAACAAAAAAUUUCCUAGCACUGUCUAUUAUUAUAUUACGGUCAAUGGAGGAAACGCAUUUUACUAGAACUUUAAUUUUUCACGAUUAAUGUUUCUUCAAAACAUAUUAGUUGGUGAGAAAAAAUAUUUUAACAAUACUAUAUUUAUUUUAUCAGCAAAUAUUUUAUCGGAACGUAUUUUCAAUACCAUUCUGUUGUUAAUUAUUUUAAAAUUUCUAAACUGAUCCACUCAAGAACUUACGCGGGGGGGUGUUGUGAAUGUUCAAACACCCUCCCACGUCCCCCCGAAGUGUUUGAUUUUUUUUUGUACAGUUAUUCCAUUUUAAUGUUAUUUUAUGCUUAAAUGGACAAAUAUGUAUAAUAUCACAUUAGGUUUGUGUGAUACAUAGGCAAAUCUGAUGUCAGGCGAAUGUGACUACAGAGAGUCAAAUUGAAUUAAUUUGCACUCAUAUGUACGUUUUAAAUUAUUUAUAUACGAUUUAUUUUAUAUUUCCUUACUUAUUGAAUAUACCAUUUUUAUUAUUUAUUGGAAUACUGAAUAUGUUAUAUAUUUAUUGUAAUAUAAUUAAAAGCUAUAAGUACCUAUAUAAUAAUUUUAAUGUAAAUAAUUUAUAUUCGUAGUGGUUUUUAUUAAUCAAUAAUCGAAGAUAUUAAUUUUCACAGCCGUUAGAAAACUAAUUGUAUAAACGAAAACUUGUAUGUAUGUAGGCAUAUAGAUAAGAACCAAUAAACAUAAUAUAAAAUACUAUGUCAUUCCCAACUUUCAACCUAUAACAAUAGCCUACCCAUAUCGCGAAACAUGGAAACAAGAUAUUUUCAUGAGUUUUACAUCUAUCCUGUGAGUUCGAGCGCUAUUUCAUCGGACAUCAUUAAAUUUAUAAGUUUCAAAAAUGGCCACACAAAACAGUAGCCUACCCAUGGUAUCACCUAUAUCAAACUUGUGUUUCCAUAAGACUUUAACCUGCUCCGCGUGGUUAAGAUCACAAUUUCAUCGGCAAGUACCUUAUUAUCAUUUAGGUGCUGGCGAACAGAAACACAGGCUAACUGCAUGAGAGAUUGCAAUAAAUACCCAAGGCACUAAGUAAUUAACGCGGUUUACCGUUUUUAAAUACAAUACAUAACAUUAAUUUAGUUUAGAUUAUUAUUGCUAAAAAUAGAAAUUUAAAGUUCUUAUAAAUGAGUACAAUAAAAUACUUGUAUUACGAAUAAAAAAUAUUCGGUAUCCCAAUAGGUAAAUAAUAAAAAUGGCAUAAUCAAUAAGUAGGAAAAUAUAAAAUAAAUUGGAUAUAAAUAACUUAAAACGUACAUAUAAAUAAAAAUUAAUUCAAUCGCCUGACGUUAGAUUAUACCGGCCUGUUAUACCGGCUAAAGCAGAAUGUAUAAUAUUUAACACUAAUAACAGUUGAUAAAUAAUAGUUUUAAUUUAUAAAAAUAUCCCUCAACAUUUUUUUUAUGCGUACGUCUUCAGGGGCGGUUCCUGGGUCCACUAUUAAUAUUACAUACAUUGUACCUACCCGUGAUGAACGCAUUGAUGGAUAGUGGACUCAUCGUUGUCGCAUUCGUCGUCACAGCAUUAGCCCGGUGAUACCGAUUACUCGAUGAAAAGUCGCACUCGUCCAAAGUACGCGUAUUUACACGUUGGAACGUGUAAAAUAUGUAUCUGCCAAUAGGUACGUCCGGCGCUAUAUCGAAAGGUCGGCGGUGAAGUGACGUGCGAGCCAAGGUGAAAUAAUAGCGGCGCGGAAAGGGGUCGGUAAGCGGAAAGAAAAAUUGUGCGGUCCCGUCAAUCGUUCGGUCACGGUAAUAACCGCGCGCCGGUCCCGAUGUUUUGCGGCGGGCCGUUGGCACCACUGAGUCGAUCACCCCGCUCUUGCACAGCCGACCGGCCCGCGGACGGAGGUACUCCACGCUCGACGACGACCGUGUGAGCCUGUGCGCGCCGCCGUCGCCCCCGCCACUCUUCGUCACCGCCGUCGCACACGGGCGCGCCAGUCGGCAGUGUUUACGUGCGUGCGUACUGCCGCGCCGUCAGUUCACUUCCGAUCGGAAUGCAGUGUAUCGGCCGUCCGUGUUCCGUGCGUUACGUGUGUUGCGUAUUCGUCGUUCGCGUUGUCGUUUUCGUCGUUUUGUUAUCAUUUUUUAGCGACUGGUUUCGGUAAUAAUUUACGAGAAAUAUUGUCGUUCACGUGCGUCGCCGGCCGUCACCACUGGAUUCUCAUCGUUGCCGCCGUGCCGAGACCCGCACAGUAAGUAAAUCGGUUAAUAUUUAAUUUUUUACAACCGCAGUUUGUAAUCGGUACGAAAUAUUUCAAACGCAGAGCUAAAUCUGUCGUCCGAGGUGACCGCGACGAGAAAUGUGCACGGGAGGCCGGUCGAUCGGGCUCGGAUUUACGAUAUUAUAAUACCGCGAAAAUCUCGGACAGUGGUCGAGUGCUGCGACGUGGGGUUGGUUGAGGGUCGCCGGUGUUUUAAGUACACACCGAGGCGAAUGAAUGAUCGCCCGCACGCACGCACGUGUUCAAGGCAAAAAAAUAAAAAAAACGUACGUUAUUAUAAUAGUCACCGACUGUUGUCGUCGAUGCCACCGUUGUAAUAAUCUUAUUGUCGGCCGAGUAAAAGUGCCUACUACUCUCCCCGCCCAGAGACCGCGUAGGAAUCCGUUUCCCUGAGGCCGUUCGAAAGUAGGCGCGAAAUCGUUUCGUCUAUCGACAUCCGCAUCCCCCCGCCGUGGACGUCCGAAUGAAAAAUGUCCCCGUUGUCGGGUUUCCGCUACAGGUUUUAAAAAUCGUCGCCGUCGAGCCCCGCAGGAUACAGCGAAAAUAUUAAUAACAAAUCGGACGUAAAUUGCGUGGGUAAAUCCCGGCGAUUUGAAAUCUGGAUUCGGCGUUACUUAUAGAGAUGUUAUAUUUGUUUGUUUUUUUUUUCCGCUGUCGCGAACGAUUUGUCGACCUUGCAGACGACCCGUUUCGAACCCGUAAACUCACUGCUUGAAAUUUAUCGGAGAUUUCUAGUCUGAGCAAAUGGUCGGGUUUUUUUUUUUUUUUAAAUUCCACAUGUUCUUCCCCAAAUAGCGGGAGAAAAUUAAUGAUUACAAAUCUGGACGGCGCACUGGGUUUUUACCGGUCCAAAAGCAAUAGUAAUUAAAGUAGUCUGAGCCCGUAAACAGGAAAUCAAAAUUUUUCAGUACCAGCCGCGUUUCGAUACGAUUUACCGGCGAAUAUCGACAGGCCUGACGAACGGCACACGAAUAGGAUUUGAAUUGAAACUGAUUUUUUUUUUCUCUUUUAACCGUUUCUAUUUAUCGAUGGAUGGAUGAAUGUGUAGAUUAUAAAACAUUUAUUUUUAACGCGGUGAAAUACUUUGGAACCAAUAUAAACUGACUACAAAGACGUAAUAUAUUUUCGACGUUAUUAGUUCUUAAGAGGCCUGUUGCCGUUUUUCCAAUGUCCUCCUAUUAUGUAAAAUUUGAAAAUUAUUUUUGAUAUUUAAACGACCGCCUAAAUAUAUGACUGCCACUUAUCUACUGCCCGAUAACCUGCCGCACAUUUUAAAAUUAUUGUACAGGCACAGGCCGCAGACAUUUUUUCCGCCUAUUUAAUUAGGUAACUUAACUAAUGGUUACUAGCAAAAACAAAAACAUUAAUUAGUUAUAAGAAUUUUUUCAUUGUGCGGGAAGGGGUUUCCAACAUUUGUCGAAUUUUAUCAAGACUUGCCAAUAUUUUGUCAUUACUAAUAAUUCUUGACAUGAUGCAGUAAGUAAAAUAUUAUAACUUACACGAAAUACGUGGUAAACAAUAAAACAAUCGCAGGUAGCAUAGAAUAGAAACGUACCUACGAAAGCGGAAUAACGGAAAAACAAAUUGCACGUUAUCGUGAGGUUAGCAAUAUUGAUAUCAACAUUUUUGGGUCCCCUCAAUAAAAGGAAUUAUUAAAAUGCAUGUAAAGACGUAAAGUCGUUGGAAUGAUCCAUCGUAUGUGUUUUUUUUUUUUUUAUGCAUAAUUUGAUUCAUCUAUAGAAAUAUGUACUAAAAAUUAGUUGUUAUAAUUUCUUUUUUUUUUCUAUCAGAUGAUCGGGUUUUAUUUUAAACUAGUGGUGAACGAAAAUAUGCCUAAAUUAUUAUAAGGGUACGACCGUUUUUACACACGAAAAUGAAUCACGGAAAUAGGAAUUUUAUGUUUUAUAAACUGACAAAUAGUAAUAUUUAAUAGACCGCAUUGAAUUUUAAUUUUUUAUUUGAUUUCAAAUUAUAGUUUAAAAAAUUUAAAAGUUUACCAUUUUUUUUAAAAGACGUAUAAAGUUUUAGAGAAAAUAUUAAAAUUCUGAGUUCAACGCAUCUGCAGGAAUAAAGAGUUGAUACUGAGUAUGGGUUCCGUCAUUGUUGUAGGCGAGAAGUUGGGAAAAUGAGAUACAUAAAGUUAUUUAAUUUAUGUUUGUAACUAACGAUAUACUAUUGCUAAUGAAAAAUGAUUCGGAGCGAAGUUCGGUUAUGCACCUGGUUAGACACGUUUUGAAAGGUCAUAAUAUUAACGAUAUUCGUCAAAAUUUUAUAUUAAAAUUCGUAUAAAAAAAAAAAAACUACAUUAAACUCAACUUUUUCUUGUUGACUACUAAGUGUAGCUUAUAAUAAACCUUCUAUUAAAUUUUGAACAUUCUUGUUUGGUCUAACAAUUGUAUCCGCAGAAUACCUACCGAAUAAAAAUUAGGUACAUAAAAACUCGUAAAAUUAAAAUGUUUUGAAAAUUUAACCACGUUUAGAAAAAGGAAAUAAAAGGUCUCCGUCGACAUUUGAAGUUUGGAAGAACAUUUUUAUAUAAAUUACAUUAAAAAUCAAAAUUUGAAAUAAUAAAAGAAUUAUUUUCGUAAAUUUUCCCGUUUUUUCUACGUAUAUUUCAAUUUUCCUUAUAAAAAAAAAUUAUAUAGGAAAUCAAACAACAGCAACAAUAGUUUGCAAAAAUUAAAAUAAUUAACGGGGUACGUCACGUUGCCGUACAUAUUUGCCGUUCGGCGUAAAAUUUUCUUUCGGGUUUUUGCAAAUUAUUUUGAAAACCCCUUAGAAAAUUAAAAAGUGACCUCCCUAUGUAUCAAAUAGAGAAAAUUACAUUUCAGAAAUGGUACUAGACUAUACAUUUUAGUAAGACUUUUUUCCCGAAAAACAUGUUUGUGAGGCAAAAACAAAAUGCGCUGGGCCUGGGCUGCUUAAGAUAUUCAUGUUGUCUUGUAACAAUGUAAGCUCCAACGGGUCUCCGUAGAUUGUGAUGUGAGAAAUACGAAGUAAACUCUGGUCUAAUUAUAAUUCUGGUAGGUGUCCACCUGAUAAAAACAAAAUAUAUAUGUACUUAAUACAUUUUUCCUCGUCUACAUCCUAAAUAUUAAUUAAAUAUUAUUAUUAUUAUUAGGUAUGCAUUCUUAAAAAAUAACUGCGACAUUAUGAUAACUUUUAUAGAAUUACAUUUUUACGUCUAAUUGGAUAUAUUUUGGGCUUUUUUUUUGCCGUAUCGUAGUUAAAUUGAUCGGAUUUAGAAUAUAAUAACGUUUGUAGGAAAGCACAAAAUUCUGUAUAGCUGUAUGCCAUUUUUUCUUAUUUAUGCGUCCCCUGCAGUAUCUCGAGUUUAAAGCUGAUCCAUUGAGUAAAGUAAUUUUUAGAGUAAUUUCCUACUUAAGAUCCACAAAUAAAUUGGGAGACUAAGGCUUUCCUCGGGGAAGAAAUGAGAUACUAUAAGUUCCACUUCGGUUCACGGUUCGAACAGAUCGAAGUAUAGUUUAUAGUGAGAUUAUCAGAUCCAACGGGGUACUUAUGCUUAUGCUCCUUUUUUUUUUUUAUCGCGUAUGCUUGUUUUAGAUUCUAACGUUUGGGAAAUUAGAAGUUUUUUCCCUUCUUCCUCGUUGAUCUGAUUUAACUAAAUAAUCUUAGACAUUAUAAUUGGAUUUGUGUUGUACAGGAAAUCAAAUAACGGUGUUUACAGAGGAUUUUUCUUUGCAUAGGUAAUAAAUAUGUAAAAUGUAUGCAAACAGGAAAAUGCGUAGCUUUCAUGUUUUAACGGACCCUGAGUUUUACAAAACCUUGGUAAAAUUCUGGUUUUUUAAAACGACUUUUCAAAAUUUUAACGAUUAGAAAAAUAUUAAUGUAUGUGAUUAUUUAUAGUGUUUCUAUGACGAAUAAAUUAAUAUUGUAAUUUUUGAUUUAUUACUAAUUUGUUUUAUAAAAAAAACAAAAAUUAAAAAACUUUACCUACAUUCUUUCAGACGUUCUAUAACCUUUGACAUGUAUAUAGUUACCUAUUUUAUAUAAAUAUGCGUGAUAGCAGGACGCAGAUCGAAUAUAGAACAUAGAAGGUAUACGUUUUUAGAAUAUCUACCUAAGUAUAUAUCCUUAUAAAAUUGUUGAGAAAAUCUCCAUACAAAACAAGGAAAAAUAUACUUUUGAUUAAAAUCUGAAUGAUAUAAUUUUAUUUUAAACAUUUUAUUGAAUUGAAUUACGAUUAAAAAAAAAAAAAUAAUAAUAAUAAUUUUUGAGACUCACCUAAUUUUAUAUCAUUUUAAAACUAUAGGUAUGUGUCAUUUUUAAAGUCGUGUUCAAUUUCUCGCUUUUUAGGAAGAUUGGAUGGUGCAAGGAACGAGAAACAACGCAGUAAAAAUUUACAAAACCGUGUUUAUUUUAAUAAUAUAAUAACAUGCACAACAAUAUAAAUAGAGAUCGUUUUUGUCUUGUUCCAAAUUCUAUCGUAGAGUUUCUGUAACACGUCCGUUUGUCAAAAAUCGCCACUAAAAAAUAAUAUUUUAAUUUUACUAUUUUUAAGACGCUAAAAAAGUUGUAAAGUAUAUUUUUCUUGGAAUUUAGAAUUUAAAUCUUACGGUUUGUAAGUAUGUACGUACUUAUUUAACAUGUUUUAGUUUAUUUAUUUGUUCAACAUAAAAUAACGUUUUAAUCACGAAUAAUAUUAGGUAUCGUAAUAAUACUUACGUUCUAUAUAUCCUUUCUUAAAUGUAAUUUUAAAUUAAUUAAUUAUAUUAAACUCAAAAUUAAAUCUGAUAGGUAGGUAUUAAGCUUUUUAAAAUUAAAAUUUUUUAACGCGUAGAGAUAGCAUAUCUAUAAUAGUUUAAUGUUUUCCCUUUAAAAUAUUAAUAAUUAGGUAUUACAAAUGCUAUAAUAACUCGUUAACGUAUAAUUUAUUUAAAUGAGCUGUAAAUGAUCGGCUUAUAUAAUAUACCUAGCAAAUACUUAAUAAAAAUCCAUUUGUUUUUUUUUUUGGAAAAUAAUUUUCUCUUUAAAUAUUAAUUAUUAAAAUCACUAUAAUAACCAAUUUUUACUUGAUUUUAAGAGCCUGUAAAUUAUCUGCUUAUAAUACAUAACCUAUUAGCACUCAAUAAAAAUCUGAAUGUUGUUUAUGUUGGAAAAUUAUUCAGAAAGGGGAGAGAAAAUGCUAUUAAACGUUUCUAAAUUUGGUAAAAAAAAUAUUAUCGGCUAGGUACUUAAUAUGUAUUGCAUAAUAUAGGUACAUAAUUAAAAUUAAUUGUAUUCAUUUUUUUUAAAUUUUAGCAAUUAAUAUUUCUAUUAGUUUUGUAGAUAUGACUUAUAGAAACUAGAUGGGAUUAAAUCAUCGAGAAAUACUAUCCAUAUCUAUUAUGUAUCUAUUUGAAUGUAUUUUUUUUAUAGACUCGGUGUUUUAUUUCAGUUUAAAAAAUUCUAAUAAUGUUGUUCUCGUGACAGUUCUCGUCAUUGUCAUAUUAUUAUUAUCGAUUAUUAUUUGCAGAUAUUAUAAUAUUAUCGUAUAAGGGAAAAAUUAUAAUUAUUUAGAAAAUUUAUUUUUAGAUUCGUCGAAUAGUAAUUGUGCGUGACGUUAUUAUUAUUCAGAUAUUUGCAGGACUAUGUCCUGAUUUUGAUUCAUAGGUACUAAGUGUGUUGGUGAAUUCUGCAGAGAGAUAAACCGUUAUGGAAUUAAUAGGUAGUCAGUGCAGUGGUAUUUGUUAUCACAUGUCUUUCUAACAGAUAAUAAUUGCCUUAAAAACGCAAAACCUUAUUAGCCUUGUUUUUUAUAAAAGAAAUAAUAGACCUAAAAAAUUAGUGUUUGAGAUAAAAUAUUUCUUGAAGAAUAAUAUUAUAAUACUGGAUAAAUAAGGUUAUGUCAAUUUUGUAUCGUUUUAAACAUAAUCAAAUUAAACUUUAAAAAUUUCUAAACGACCUAAGGAUAUAAUUGCUAAAUAACUUAAUAUUCAAAAUAUUUUCAAAAUUCCAUAGAUUUACGGAGUAUUUGUUCAAAUGAAUUUUAGUUUUGAAAUUUUUGAUUUUCGUCGACCCGUUGACGAGAUAAUCCACUUUUCAGUUAAGGCAGGAGAGUAAUUGAACACUAUGCAUUUGUGUUGUGGCAUGGCACGGCGCGCGGUGCUUGAUUAGUGCACAUUUGAAUUUCAAAAGUUGACCCCCCAAAUCUUCCCUAAAAGGGCAUCUAAAAAAUUCAAACCCACAUAUAAUUUUAAUUUACACUAUUUUAUAAAAAUGUUUCAUUAUACAUUAUUCUUUAUUUUGUGUAUUUAUAGGAGACAAUUACUGUAACAUAAAAUUCUGUACACUGUGUAAUAAGAUAUCUAUAAUAUUGUUGGCUGUUUGAAAUGUUCGAGCCUUUUAUUAAAGUUUUUUUUUGGAUAAAAUUGGUUUGGCCGAGUAAAAUGCUUCAAAAUUUAUCACUUGAUUCACCGUAAGUAUUAUUACUUAUCUAGUAGUAAAAAAAAAUGUAUAGCAUCGUUUUUCUUUAGUGAUAACGAUUUAUUGUAUUAUAUAACUAAGUGUAGUGUGUAUACUAUUAUACCUUCCCAACUUAUCACCUACAACAGUGGCACACUGCAGUAUUUGUUCUUUUUCCGUUAUUGUUGUUUUCUUCACUGUGAACAGAGAAAUAAUAAUAUUUACGUGUAGAUCAAAUAACCGACACGCCGCAGUAAAUAUAGGUGCAGUUACUCGUGUGAUAUAAAUUAUGUAUCUACAGGAUAGUUUUGUAACGAAGGAAGAGCAACGUAGGUAAACUUGCGCGUCUAUAUUUAUAUCAGUUCGACAAAUUGUGUGUGGGUUAGGUAUAAUAUGAUAUUCUAUAAUAUAAUUUAUUUCAUAUGGAAACUGAGAUUUCAGAAGCUAUACUCUCGUAUGUUGCGUGCGCUAUCGUCCAAACGAGUGGACAUGGUGCAACAAAACCUCGAACAAAACGGAAUUUCUGGUUUAAAGGUUUUGAUCCGAACCGAUGCACCGCAACAUAUUAUUAUACUAGGGCUUCCUAUUAUCCGGCUCCCUAUUUUACGUCUAUACGAUUUCACGUAUUCACGAGAAAUUAAUAUUUAAAUUUAUAAAAUCGUGUACUUAAAAAACCGUGUAUACGUGUGAUUAUUCACGUGCACCUACACGUAUAUUCACGUUAUUUUCCGCGUAUUUUCUCUGCGUAUUCACCUAAAUGACACUAAAACACGUUGUGAAAUCGGAUAAUAAAUUCACGUAGGUAUUAAGUAUACGUCAGCAGAAAUUUUUAAUUCAAGUUAUCAAUCGAGACCUCUAGUAUACUAUAUACUAUUUAUAUUAUUAUUAUGUGUAUCUACUCUGGAAGUAUAAAACCCGUCGCGAAGCACCACAUCAUUCGGAUACUCCGAGAGUAAAAUUUCAACUUUGUGUUCGUCGUUUACCGCGUUUAUAGACAUUUUUAGGUCACAUUAAUUCCGUUGUACGAAUUUCAUACGACUUAUAUAGACAUUUUUCUUAUACAAUUAGAUAGGUAGUCUAAAAGUAAGUAUGCCUGAAAUCAGAAUAUUAUCUCUAGGAUUUUUUUUUUUAUGCUCUAGGAAAACAAGUCAUCAUUAUUAUAUUAUUACAUUCCAAGAAUAUAAUUAGAUUUGUGUAACAAAUACUCGAAAAGUGUAAGGUGGAUUUUUUUUUUUUCAUUUGUUACCGUUUUUAAUUUUUAAAUUAUUUAUACGUGGUCAAAAGGCUAUUUUUAGAGCAUUUUAAAUCCGGAAAUCGAUUAUUAUACAGGUAUAAUAACGACGACUGAAAGCCGAAAUAUUGUAUUGAUCCACAGUAUGUACCUAUAUAUAGUAGCUAUUUAAAAUCCAUAUGAUUUCCUCGUUUUAAAAAUAUAUAUUUUAGGUUAUUGCAGGAUUUUAAUAAUUUAAUGGCAGUUCUGAGUCCAUCGACAUUGGCUAUGUUUGUGUUUUGAUAUUCAGUUUCUAUCCGUGUAUGCGAAUAAAAUCAAUAUUAUGUCUCGGGCAUGGUUUCUGGAUGUUCUAUUCGAAUGUUGCGUUUUUAAUUUAUCGCUAAUAAAAAUAUAUUUCAAAUUUCAAUCACUUAAGACAGUAUUAGGUACCUACCAAAAAAAAUAAAUAAUUUGUUUAUUACGGUUUUUCAGAACAAGAGUGUUAGUAAUAACUGAUAUAAAAAUGAAAAAAAAAAAAAAAAAAAAAAAAAAAAAAAACGCGAGGAAAUAUCAGUUUUAUCAGAGAAAGUGAUCAAAUCGUAUAUGUACAAAAAAUACGUAAUAUAGUGCAGGUAUACCGGUGUACUCGUUUAUUAUAUUAUUGUAAUUAGGUAUAAUUAUGGUUAUAAUAUAUCGACUUCAUUCGAUGUCAAAGAAUUAGCACAACAAUAUUAUAUAUUAUUCGUUAUAAGCUGAAUAAUUAUAUAUGAUUAAAAUGCACGGUUUUAGCAUUUGUUGCAAAUGCAGUAUAUUAUAUUGUACAAUAAUUUAUAACACAUACUUCAUAAUGACUGCAACAUUUAUACAUCGAUGUAAUAACAGAUAUAUUUUAAAUCAUAUUACAUCCUAUAAUAUACGUAUGCGAUACAAUAAUAUUAUGUUUGAUUAAGGCUGGUCAUUAUAAAUAUGUGCAAUAAUUUGUAUAGUAUUUUUCCCUGUCUUAAUAUUGGUAAUAUUUCAUUUUAGAUUCCGAGCGUAGCGAGGGAGCUAUUGGUUUUACUAAGAUGUUUAUUUUCUUUUUUUUUCUAGUCUGUGGACUCAUUUUUUCGUAGUAAAUUCGCUCUUUACCGACCCCAACUUUUCUGAGAGCUCAUUCUUUGAUUUUCAGCGCCAUUUUUUAAAUAAAAUCACUUAAGUGGGAAAAAACGUAGGAAAACGUAUAAUUUCACGAUUUCAUUAUUUUAUAAAAACACGGACCACGUUUUUUACCAGAAAAAAGAUGAUUUAAUCGAAAAAUCGUAAGAUACCUUUUUUGUUGCCUUUUUGAUUUACUUUCUGACGGUAUUAUCGUCAAAAUUGUUGAGCCACUUUUGAGUUUCUAAGGAAUUUUAAUUUUCAGGAGAUUUUUGCUGUAAUUCGGUUAUAAAUACACGUAGAGACUUUUAAAACUACUAAUAAUACUUAUAUUGCUCUUAUCUAGACGUAGUAAAAUUUUCUUUAUCAUCGGACGACUUUUUUCCUUUUUUAAAUUUGUUUACAAUGGUACUUAAUUUUUUUUAAAUACAUAGGUCAUUUUUUGUUUUCGAAACGGUAUUUUAAAUAAAAACGAUUAACCGGGAAAAAUAUACACUUUUUUCACGAUUUCGUUAUUUUAAAUAAGUACCUAUCACGUUUUCCAAACACAAAUAUGGGUCAAAUUGAAAAACGAAAAGAGACCAUAUUUUUGUUAAAUUUUUUUUUUUGAUAAGCGUUUUGAAAUCAAAAUUUAAACGAAAAUCGUAAAAUAAAUUACGGCGCUUCAAAUUAUGUGUUGCCGAACUGCGCUCGGAAUUGUCUUCCGUCAACAACGGUUUAUCGUUGCUUACAGAUAAAAAAUGAAAUAACCUUAUGUAUCCUACCUUCCUAACUUCUCACCUACGACAGUGAACGCUCUCAUUCCCAGUAUCAGCUCUUUUUUAACAUUGCAAUACCUAUGUUUUACACUCCCCUGAAUACCCAUCAAACAUUAAUAUUCGUAUUUUGUAUACAUUUAGUAUAUGUAUACGAGUUCAAUACCUUGUUUUACGUGUGCCCGUCGUUUUAUAUUACAUAUGAUUCACUUGAUAUUUUAUCAAAACGAUGGAAUGUGUGAUUAAUAUUUUUCUAUACCCGAUAAAACACGAAAAUAAAAUUAUGUUGCAUAAUUCGGGCAUAAAAUGCAUACACAAAAUUAUUACAUUAUGUUAAAUUUUUUUUUCCAAGUAUAAUAAUUUAUAAUGAUUCUCAUAAAUAUGUGUUAGUAAAAUGUUGUAAAAACCAGUAGUUAUUCUGUCGCCGUCGAUUUGACAGUACCAGAGAUACGUAUUGACUGGUUUAGUUGAACAUCGAUCUUGUUACAAUGUGAACUAUUUAACCAUACUGUAGAAAUAAUAUAUUUUGCAGCAAAGAGUUUAGGCCGAUUUACUCAAUGUGGGCAUUGCUGUCUACUAGGUUGAGUCAGCUAAUUUUUAAAUGAUGCUGUUUCGUGUUUUGAGUUUAGCUACAGUGUUCUUGAUGUGCUGUUUAAAAGUUAACUGUCUACCAAGCGUCACUUCUAUAAGUAUUUCGGAGUCGGACCGUACUUAAGUCUUUUCCCACAAAAAUUGAAUUUGGGGUUUUUAUUUUGCCAGUCGAAUAUUUAAGUGGAAUGUUGUUACUACAGUUUUAUCUGUGUUAGGUAUGAGCUGCAACUUAUAUAAAUACUCUGAUGUUAGAUGUCUAGAUCAUUUUCAGUAUUUAAUCAGUGACUUCAAAUUUGUUGUGUUGAGUGGUGAGAGUGAUAUCAUCAGCAUAGAUAAACUUACGGGAAAAUGUGGUUGGCACUGUGCAUAAUAUAAUAUGAAAUUGAGUGUAACAAAACAACUUAACGUCAGACAGUCGGUUGCCACAUGGUAGUUUUAUAUAUACCCAUUAUUGCUGCGUUCCCUGUGAUGGAAAGUUGGGAAUAGGGUUAUAUAGUUUAUGUAUAUGGUGCACAAUUAUAAAAUACUGUAAACAAAAAACCAUUAGGAAAAACAUGUUUUGAUUAAAAUAAAUUGAAAAUAUUGUAUUUAUUUGUUAGUGUAACUAAACAAAAAUUUCAAUUAUUUGUGUUUUUGACGAAUUUGUUCAUAAAUUUGAACUCAAAACGCUUAUAAAGUAAAUUUCUUUUUUUCUUUUUUAUCAAGUAUAAUUUAUUAUAAUUUAUGACGUACCAGGUAUCGAAUUAGCAUUACAUUAACAAAAAUAAAAACUAAUAAAACCAGAUAUUUUCAAAUAGGAAUAAUAAUAAUAAUCGAAAAAUGCGAGAAUAUUUGAAAAAUUGUAACACGACUAAAAAGUGUUCGGUGAAAACGUCUAUAAUGCUAUUUCUAAUUACUAAAUUUCAAAAAAAAAAAAUUGUAAUUGCGUAAAUAUUCCCGAUUUUGUUCAGGCGGUUUAUCCCCAUUAUCAUUAUAACUAUAAUGAAAAUGAUCUAUCCCAUGAAAUAGAAACAAUUACUCCAUCAGAAAUGACCAAUGAUAAUGAUGAUUGGAAGAAGACUUUUAGUUAAGUUAUUCGCAGACAGAAAAAAAAUACGUUUAUUAUUAUUAUAAUACACGUUAUUCAUUUUUUCAUAUCAAAAGGUAUUUCGUUUUUACACAUCAAAAGAUUUAGUUUUACACUACAACACCCAAGUGUAAUAUCAUAAUAAUAUGUUUAUUUUGGUAGAAACAAUAAAAGUCGACACUCUUCGUUGAUGAGACUAUUUUUAAACGUAUAUAAACAAUAAUGAAUAAACAUACUGAAGUUUUUAUAUACAACAUGACUCUUUUAGGUCUUUGCAUGUCGUGUACAUUACUAAUAUUUACGUAUUUGUUAUUAUUUAUUACGGUUUUAUUAUAGUUUACCUCGUAGUUAACCCAUUAUGGUAUAAAUCGUUCCAUCCAAACAUAAAUCAAAUCACCUUAUAUAAUAUCAUCCCUUCCGACUACUCUUCUAAAAAAGUGGCUGCUACCGUUAAUAGAUGAUCAGCUGAAUCAGGCUUUUUAAUCAAUAGAUAUAUUUUGUAAUGGCCUAGAUUUUUACACGCUUUAUAUUAUAUAUGUAUAAACUUGAUAAUUCUCGUGCAUUUAAGAAAAUAUUUUCUAUUGUGAUAAGUUACAAAUUCGUAUAACCUUAUAAAAAAAAAAAAGUCUGCCCUAAGUGAUCCCAGUUUUUUUUUUUUAUCGUCUCAGUUUACCACAGCUUAUAAGUGCAGUAAGUAUCGAAUUUUUCGAUAUAAUUUAUCUUUUUUGCGAUAUUUAAUGUACUCGUGAUGUUUAUUUGGCGUGCUUACCUAAUGUUUUCUCGUCGGUUAAAUACAUCAUCAUCGUGUCCACAUCGACUAUCGUUACCGGAUUUUUUUUUUGAAAUUGGUUGUAGACACUGUUGGCACUCAGUCGGGCAUCGGUCCAAAUUAACUGCCUUCUUCUGCUUAUACCGACAAUCGUUCCUAACCGUACGUUCGACAUACCGAACAAUAUGACUUUAAUAUCUGCCUUCGAGGUGAGAUCAUAAAAGCGAUUUUUAACGUGAUUAUAGUUUAUUACAUUAAAAAAAUAAAUAAAUAUAUUAGAGGUAUCGAGGACAGUGUAUAAUUUGGAUUUGAGUGUGUUCGGAGAUAUGUACAUUUGUAUUCAUACAAUUUAUACGAGUACAUAAAUUGCGUUCUUUUUAUCGUUUGUGUAUAUUUUAUGUGUGAGAUACAGAAAUUAUUAAUACUACACAAAUUUAAAUUAAAAAUUAUUUUUUAUCAGACAAUCUUUCUUUUAUAUAUUUUUUGAAAACUAUUCAAUUUAUUCUUAAUAGGUAUUAUAGUGAAUGCUGAAUUUGAUUUAUGAAUUCGAGAUUGUGAUUUAAUACAAUGGUUUAAACAUAUCAAAGUAUGUUAUAUAAGUAUUAGAUUCUUUUAUAAUAUUAUGUGAUAAAGACGGUUUUGUAGUUCAUUGUCAAGCGUGAUACACAACAUGUUAUUGAACCAACCAAAGAUAAAUCGUAUUAUCGUCUAGAAUUUAUAGGUAGGCAUAUUAAAUUAUUAUUUCAAUUAAUUAAUAUUAUUUGAUUAAAUUAUUAUAAAACAAAAUUAAAUAGUGAUGUAUCAUUUAAAAUACAAAUUUGACAAUAUAUAUAUAUAUAUAUAUAAAAAGAUGAGAGCUUCAGUCAUUCUCACUAGAAUCACUAGAGUUGACAUUUUCCUCAGCUGACUUCUCGUUAUGUUUUUUUUUUUUUUAUAAUAGUGAGGAAUUGAAUUAAAAAAUGUUAUCAAAAUAGUUAUCAAAAGUUUUUGAGAUUCUUGCUACCAUACAAACAGAUGGUGGAGUUGUGGGUAAGAAAUUCAAUAGAGAAACAUCUUUCGCAAUAAUUUUAUACAUAUAUACAUAUAUAUAUAUACACACACACAUUUUAAUCAAGUUACUUACUUGCAUAAGUUUGUAAGGGCAUUUCCUGUGAGAACAUGAAAUUUGAGCAUACGAAUGAUUGGGGAGGGUUGAAAGUUGAAACCCUCAAAAUAAUUGAUAAUCUUCUUUCUGUUUUUCCAGAUUAUUUCGACCCAUCGUCGCUUCCAAUGUGGCUUUAUAUGCGUCUCUAUCUAAUGCUGAUCAUUUCCAUUUCUAAUUUCUAGGCGCUUCAGGUUUUCACUAAUUCUAUGACUCUUCUGCUGUCUUAGGUGUCUUGCUCUUAGUCCAUUUGAUUUCUAUUUUGUGACUUUGACACCUUGUUAACUAAUUCAUUUUCUGCCCUCCAAACAUCUCCAACCCAGCUUAUCCGUUUACUCUUUAGAACAUUCAUUUAACGGGUUCAUUGAAAAUUUUUUUUAGUUCUGCGUUGGUCCUUCAUUCGUAUUGACUAUUUUCAUUAUUCUUUCUUGAGUCAAAUAGCUUUGUUAUAGUAUUCUUCUUUUAAAUUUUAUCAGUCUUUUUUCGUCUUAUUUCGUUGAUGCUAACGCAUUAUAUGCAUAUAGUGGAAUAGGCCUGAUUGGAAACUUGUAAAAUCUGAAUUCUUGAUAGUAACUUUGACUUGAACUGUGGUAUCAGUGAGAAAUAUUUCUUGCUAUUAGUCUACGAUUGGUUCCCUUAUAGCUAUUUACCUAUUUAUUCACAUCUACUCCCAGGUAUUUAAAGUCAUGAACUUUUUCAAAAAUUAUGUAUCUUACUACAAUUAAAUUUUAGUGAUGCUGUGUUCCUAAUACCAUAAGUAUUAGUUUAUCUUGAUUAAUAUUGAGUCCAAUACUGCUCCUUUUUUCAUUAAUUUACUUGCUGUGUUUCUUAUUUGAUAUUCUAUUUUACCCAUUAUUAUUUUAUCAUAUGUGUAGGCUGCCAAUAUUGUGUUCUUGAUACGUACACCAUAUAUAAAAUAUAAAUAUAAUACAUAUAUAUAAAAUUGCACCCUCUGAAUAAAUUUGCGAAAUCUGAAGCCGUGUUAACUAAAAAAACACGCAUUCUUUCCAUAACAACAUGGUAAAGUUCAUAUUGAAAUUUAACCAACAUUUUAUCACUUCAACUAAUCCACCUACAAAAAAAACUCUUAUUUCCGUGUUUGAGUUCUUUUAGUCCUAAGGAAGUCGCUUAAAAAUCCAAAUGUAUGAAAAUAUAUUGGUAUUUAAGUAUAUAUAACUGACACAAUGCAUAUGUAAUACAGUUCUCUACUUUUGGGAAAAAUUCGACAAAAAAUACUGGAAAAAAUGUAAAGCCUGUCUAUAUUUUCGACAAUUCACUCUUCCUCCUUUUCUGUAUAUACAUAUAUACACAUAAUAUAAGCGACCUUUUGAAUCUCGUGUACAUCCCGUUGAUAGUAUUUGAAUAUUUACUAUGUAUAGGGAUGGAUUUUAAAUCAGACACGAACCUCUCCAUCACAUAUAUAAUACAUAUACGUAUUACGUAUUAUAGUAAAUCGGGAACAUCUAAUAUGUAUACUAUUGUGUAUACAGUAAGCCUUUAGGCGAGGAAAAUAAAUAAAAGACGAAAUGAAAACUCGUAAUUUUUUUCGCGUCAAUAUAUUAUAUUGCUCUAUCCGAAUGUAUCAAAUUUCCUGUAUUUUCUACACGUUACAAUAACGCUCUGUAUACUUAAUAUUACAGAUAUGUCGAUCACUUGUGUACUUACGUACAUGGCAUAGACGUUUCGAGUGUAGGUUAUAAUGUACUGUAGACACACUGUACAACAGUGUAGAAAUCGAUUAAGUAUACCGACACCGGUUAUUAAGUCGGCGCGCGGCUCACUGGCGUUAUGGUAUAAUAACGACCAAAACGCGGGGGUGUCAAAAAUUUGUUUAUAAUAUAAUGUCAGUAUUCGAAUAUUCAGUUAUUAUAUAUUUUAUAGAAAGACGAAAUUCUGGUUUGACGAUAACAACGUAGUGUUUAUUAUUAAAAAAAAAAAAAAUGCAUAUUACCUUGUCUGCUGUUUAUUCGCGGUGACACAAAAAAAUGAGUAAAUGUAGAAAUUUAUUUGUAAUAUUUGUCAACGAAAUACAUAUAAUAAUAAUUUACUUUUAUUACGUUUAUUUAGGAAAUAAAGACCAAACCAAUGCUGAAAUAAAAUUUUUAAUUUUUGAUAAAUAUAUGUGGAAUUAAGAAUAUAAUUUUUAAAAUGUUAAUAAAAUCACGAUUUUGUAGAUCAGCCAUUAGCCAUUAAAAUGAUUGAAAAAAAAACCAAAAUCAAAUUUACUCAAAAUCUUUCGGAUUUUGUUAAUUGUCACAAAAUUAUUAAGAUCAGACAUUAUACUAAUUACUGUUACUAAUCAUUCCCUUGCAAAAAAUGUAAAAUCAUAACAAUUUCUUACGUGAUUUUUUUUGAUUACGGGUAGGUUGCAUUUUGACCUACCCGACGUAAAAUUAAAUCCCUUUUUCCUUUUUUUUUUAUUUUCACCAGAUUUUGUUUAUAAACGAUUAAGGUUGUAGGUUUUUGCUUAUGGUUCUUUAUAACUUUUUUUAAUAAACAGUAUCGGGUUUUAAAUCGGCUGUAGCUAUUGCAGUUAAUUUCUUACACUAUUUACAGUGUUUCUUACUAUGCUAUAUUGUUCACAUAUGUGGUCAGAAAGAACCCUAAUUACCACUAAAGUUACAAUGGAUACCAAUUAUCAAAUCACGGUUAUUCCAUAAUGUCACUUAGAUCAUUGAUAUCUUCAAAGAAUGUUAACUGAAUUUUUAUAAUUCAUCAUUAUCAAAUAAGUGCUCGACAAUCCUAGUCUAACUGCUAUUAACAACUGUGGUAUCUAUAGCGUUCUCUUCCGUCAUACAGAGAUGUGUGUACAGGCGUUUAAUAGGGAUUGACCAUCUAUUUGUUUAUGAUCUAUAAGUACUACCUGAAAUAAUCACUCUGUAUAUAACUUCCUUACGUUUAGUUAGCGACGCGUGUCAGACGGUUAUUAACGAAUAAUAAUACAAGAAUGAACAUAUGCAUAUAUCGUAUAAAUACGGUAAUAAUAAUAAUUAUUAUUAUUGUACUAUUAUAAUAAUAAACCGUAGCGGUGACAGGAAAUUCGCCGAGGAGACGGACAGGCGCACGCGCCGUUUUGGAUGCGUCUCUUAAAUUAUUAUAUACAUCACGAGUACCAAAAUAAGUUGUUUUUUGCCAUCAUUUUUCGAUCGAUUAAAAACUCCAAUUUGAUUAUUAUUAUACUAAUAUUUGAACCUAACCUUACUUGUUGUAGUUCGUAUUAUUAAUCGAUCUAAUGGGUAAGAUUAUCGUUUAUUAUAAAUUGACCGCAUUAUAUUUAAACACGAAUGGUCUACUUUAUUAUAUUAUGUUCGGAGACACAAAGAGAUAAGCGUGGUAUGUAUUAUAAAUCGUCGCGCAAAGUCGUGUACUCUGAUUUUUUUUUCAUUAAAAUUCAGAUUUUAUUCUUUUUCGACGCAGACCUGUAAAUCGUUGUAGCAUUUGUUCGGGGCGGUGAACUGAGAAUUAUUCUGGAAAACAAUUACGACCAUCCGCGCGAAUUCAGUAGCUUUUUUUAAAUUUUCAUCGUUUCGAUAUAUAUAUAUAUAUAAUAGUAUAUAAUCGUUAUUAUAUAUAGAUAUUUUUUUUUUAUGUUUCGAAACUGUUGGUAUGUAGUAAACACACACAGAAGAAUAAUUUUCCUACUAAAUACUCUUAAAAUAGAAAUACUAUCAGAAAUUUUACAUAAAAAAAAAAUGUAUAUUUAGACAAUGUAUUACACUUUUGUGACACUGUUGUAGGUGGAAAGUUGGGAAGGUAGGAUACAUAAAGUUAUUUAAUUUAUAUUUGUAAGCAACGAUAAAACAUUGCUAACGACAACCGAUUUGGAGCGUAAUGUGGUUAUACAUAUUUUUAAAGUCCGUAAUAUUUAUGAUUUUCGUCAAAAUUUAUUUUUGAAACUCUUAUAAAAAAAAAAUUAUUACUCUUUUUUUUUACCACUAUAUCUACGACUUAUAAUAAAUUUCAAAUUUAACUAUUUUUAAGUAUUUAUGUUUGGUUAAAACAUUAUACCUAAUAAAUACAAAUUAUUUAAAAAACUCUUAAAAUUUAAAUGUCUAUACAUAGCUCAAAUGUUUUAAAAAUUGACCACGACUAAAAAAGAAAAUAUAAGUCUUCUGUUAAACAAUUAAGUUUCUACGAACAUUUUUAAUGGAAUUACAACAAAAAUACUAAAUUGUAAAUAAUAAUAUCAUUAUUUUCAUAAACUUUGUCAUUGUUUCUACGUUUUUUUUUCAGUCCUGCUCAAUUAUUAAAAAAACUACAGGAAAAAUAAAAAACCUAUUUACUUACUUCUCAACGAGAUCCAAAAUUCAACAAAAAAAAUCUUUAGGUAUCUUUUGAUUACAUAAAAAUCAAAUUUCUAGUAGAAAACAUAGUUAGCAAGAAUUAUAAAUAAUGAAAUCGGUAACGUCUUUACCCAAAAUUUUGUUUCCGGUUUUUUCAAUUAUUUUGAAAACCCCUCGGAAAAUCAAAACAUGACCCUAGUAAUAGACAUUUUUUUUUUGUGUCUAUGGACAGUUUUUCUCAUUGCUAUUAUUCACUAUUUCUUGUAAUCUUAUUUAUACAUUCGGAGUGUAUUAGCUAGGAAUGUAUUUUAGUUUUACAAUGAUGUUUAAUUUUUUUAAAUUUUAUUAUCUGUGAAUAAUUAUUUUACCAAAAAUAUUUCUCUGAUUUCAAAUUGUAGUACUUUUUCUGAAAGGAAAUUUUUUUUUUAUCUGGGUGGUAUUUCAGUUUUCAUAAUAAUUGGGAAAAACGGGAAAAUUGUACGUAAACUUAUAAAAGAAACUUCUCUCCAGAUCGUUUUUCGUUAGCAUUGGUUUAUCGUUGCAUACAGAUUAAAUUAAAUUUUUCUCUAUAUCCUACCUUUCCAACUUAUCACCUACAACAAUGGUCCAUCUAUCGUGUGAAAUAUAUCUAUCUUUUUAUUUUUUUUUAUCUUGUUUUUGCAUUGAGGUCAUUUUUUAUUGCUGUUUUCUUAAUAAAUGAAAAAGUUCUACAAAAACUUUUUUUUAAAAUAAUUAAAUAAAUAAUAGAUAGUUUAUUUCUUAUGAUCAAUAUUCUAGAUUGUGAUCAAAACCCUUUUCAAAAACCUUUUUUAUUUUGUUUUCAACCUGUGGUAGCCAAAAAUUAUAAUUAUUUAUUUGGUGAUACAGACAAAAAAUAAAUAAAUAUGUAUAAUUCUUAAUUUGUUUGACAAAAAAAACAAUAAAAAAACACCGUUUUUCUUACUCAUUUAUAUUUUAAUUGUGUGGGGUUAGUUUUUAAUAUUUACUCGACAAAUGAGGCACAUGGAUUUAAAUUUAUUUCCAGAUAAUUUAUAGUAUAGAUAGGUAGGCAAUCUUAUUUAUCAAUUGGUUUUUUUCUUUUUUAAACAUUCAUUCUGUAAAUACUCUAACGCUCUUAAAAAACUAAUAAAUAAUAUAUUCUAUACAAUUUUAUUUUAUUAUAUGUAGUAUGUCAAUGAUCAAAUGCAGAAAUCAUAAAUGCUGUUAAGAAACCUUUUAUUAGUGUAUUUAUAAUUGUUAGUUUUUAAUGUUAAUAAUAUAAUUUAUUAUAGAAUCGAACGCGAACCCGUUAAAUGUUUCAUCAUGCUUGAAAAAAUAUAAACAAAUUUAGUCCGAUAUAUUAUAUUUUAUAUAUUAGAAAAUAAAGGAAAUUUUUAGUUUUAAUUGAGCGUAUGAGCAUACGCUUAUAUAAUUAUUUUUGUAAUGGGGUUUUACAUAUUUGUAUUAAAUUUAGAUUUUUUAUGCUUUUCAUUUGGUAAAAUAAUUAAUUAAUGAGUCUUGCAGCUAUUUCGCAUCUGGACACUAAAUAUAGUAGGUAUAAUAGGUAUUAUAAUUAUGUGUAAGUAUUAAAAAGUUAAAAUCGAAAUAAAAAGGUCAUACUCUCACGGGUAGGUUACUGUUAUAGGAGAUGGGUAGUUUGGAAAGUAGGAUAUACAGGGAAAUUUAGUUUAUACACCGUAUGCAAUGGUAAAUAUCAUUGAACACGAAAAAAACGAUUCUGAGUGGAGUAGUAUAUUGGGCGUGUUUUUCUCCCUAUUGUCAAGUUAACCCCCGAAUCAACAAACAUCGAAAAGGAAUUUUCCGUUUUGCCUUUUAGUUUUUGCCGAUUCUAUUAUGAUAAUUACGAGGAAAAUUAAAAUAUGAUCUUCCCGAAUGCACAGACUAGAAAAACUUUGCUUUUAGAAAAGACUUUAUAUUCGAUGAUCGGAACCAAACUUCUGGUACAAAAGUCGUUGACAGACUGGCAAAGAAACACAGAUAUCACAUCUGUAAACCAGUAUGCAUUCCUCGAUGCGCUUAAAAUUUAAAAUGGAGUCGAUUUGAAAUUUCGGGGAGAGCUGAAGUCUCCAUUACCGCCCCGGCCCCGGUAUGACACGGUUGAUCGACUAUGUAAGCGGUAACCUAUAUUAUAUUAUUAUAUAAUAUGUUUAACCAGAGUUUAGCUCAACUGAAUUACCGUGGCGACUGCCGUCACCAUGAUUAUUCUUCGGUUGGUAAUUUUUACGGCUUAAAUAUUAUAACCAUUUCGUUUAUAUAGUACAGCUGUAAUAUACGUAUAUGCUAUGGAUGUGGCGGCGGCGGUCUUUGUAAUCGCAGACAAAAAAAAAAAACCUCAAAAGAUUAUUAUUAUAUUGCUCGGCCUACCUAUAUACGUAUCUAUCUACCCCACAGAACAGCCGGUUUUUUUCUGUUGUGUUUCGGUGUACGCGCAGGUGAUGUUAUCUUUUGAAAUCGUCGUCGUCGUCAUUGUGCGUUAUACUAUUUUUUUCUCUCUCUCUCCACCGGCUACUCUAAAACACGCACACGUUCGUAAAAUAUAAAAAUAAUAAUCUAUAAUAUAACACAUACCCGUGUGUGCUUGACAAAAACCCAGGGAGGAAGGCGUGACCGCCGCCACCGCCGCCGCCGCCGUCGCCGCUAUCGUUGGCGGGAGGAUCCCUGGAAUCCGGUCGCGAUUAUCGGAUACGUAGUAUUUCAUUAUUUAGACACGGUAUACACGCGUUUUCCGACCCCCUAUACCGAAUCGAAUACGGUUUUUUUUCCCAAUAGGUAAGUACGCCUAAUUACUGAUGUUUAUUGUAAAAUUAAAUAUUUCUCAUAUUUUAUUUUAUAGACAACGCAACGCUUGGAUGCGUUUAGUAACUAUGGCAUAAUAUUAUAGUAUAAUUUGUAGCGAAAUUAUAAUAUAUUAUACAAGUAGGUAUCGUUUAUCGAGAUUAUCCAAGUUUCGUUGUCGAAAACUCUGCAAGAGUGGAAUGGUAUAUACGUGCUUGCUCGAAACUACAAGACAUCCGACAUUCGAUUGUUAAUUGAUUUCAAACAUAUUGGUUUUUCUGUUUUUUUUUCUCUGUAUUUUCCAGUUCAAAACAAUCGUAGAAACUUAAAAUUUUCACCAAAUACUCAUAUAUUAGCCUUUUUUAGAUGUGGUACAAUUUUCAAAACAUUCUCUUCAAUUUUCGAGAUAUAAUUGCCAUUCGACAUUAUCGAGUACUUUUUGUUUUUAAUUAUUGUAUGUAUUUAUGUGGAUACAAUUUUUUCGGCUUCUCGAAAAUACUUGAAAAUUGGUUGCCAGGUUCAUUAAGUUGUUCUUAUGGUACUGUACAAAUAUGGAAAAUCUGUAAUCACCAUUUUUUUAAAAAUUUUAUAAGCGUUGUUUUAGUUUGAAUUUUGAUCAAAAUCGUAAAAAUCACAGCAUUUUGCGUUUCGAAUCAAUGUACCUACAAUACACCCACAAUAUACUGGCUUUUUUAUAAUUACCUAUUUUAUUUAUUUCAAAAUUCAUUUUGACACAUCGGAUACACAUAAAACUUUUAUAUAACAAAAUAUUGACAAUAAUUAACAUCUUAUUAAAAACCAGUGAGUUAUGUUAUUGAUUAUUUUAUUCAUACGGGAAAAUCCUAAAACAAUGAUAUAAAUACUAAUAAUAGUAACUAUGUAAGUGGUAAAAUUAUAAUUAAGUACAAAUGGACGGUACAAUUUUAAAAACGUAAUUGAUAUUUUCGUUAUUGACUACAGAUUACAUAAGACGGAAAAUAAAAAAGUAAAUUAGUAGAAAAGUAGGAUAAAAAAAUGAGGCCAAGAUGAAUAAGACAGGAAAACCCUGUCCCGGUAAAGUUUAUUGGAGAAUCUGAUUUGCCAGUAAGAAGAUUGGACAAGAAUAUGAGAUUAGCGAAAUGUCUGCGGUUAGCAAGGCUGGGAAAAUAAUAUUGUAAUGAGAAGAGCUAAUAUUGAGUCUGAUGGCAAAACGAUGGAGAAAGUUCCUCUAGACACGCUCAAUCAUUAUUCUACUACCGAAAGAGGAAGACUCCCAGGGAAUAAAACCAUUUCAAGGGACGAAUAAGAGAGCAUAAUAAGAAGAGUUUUAUGAGGAGAAAUAAGACGAAACUGGAGCUGAUUAUUAUUACGGUUAAUUAAUUCAUGCGCAUUUUAUUGUUGUGUAUUUCUUAUAUCAGUGAAUAUAUAUCUUCUAAUAAGAAGAUCAUUUUUAUCAAAUACUAUCUUUUCUUUUUCUGUCAAAGGUGACCAAUAUAUACGUGUAUAGUCACUGUAGAUUUAUUUAAGUUUUUUUUCGACGGGAAUUUCGCCUGUUACCUGUAUUGACUUGAAUGGUAAUAACGAACAAAUUUUGCGGUCCCGUGAAUUCUUGUAUAAUAAUUUAUAUCUAUUACAUUUAAUGUUAUUUCCUCUCCGGGACAUAUUCCAUUCGUACUUUUCGCGGGUUACUUAAAAAAAGGGACAGCGAUUUAUGUAGACCGGCAGUUUUAUUUCUCCGAGAAAAUAUUUGGUGUGUGUGUGUGUGUAUGUGGUAUACUUUAAAAAUACGGGUCGGAGAUAAAAAUAUAAAAUAAUACGUAAUAAAUUAUUACGAUUUUCGUUCGUGUACUGGAUCAGGUAUAGAGGUAACGGUAGCAAUAAGAUAGGACAAAAUGAAAACAAUUAAUAAUAUAGUUAAAAAUUAUAACGUUAUUCUCAUUGAUUUUUAUUAUUGUUAAUUGCUUCAAUUUUUAUUUUUUAUUUUCUUCGGAAAACGUAUUCAUAACACGUAUUGUACCAUAUACCCUUAUAAAGAUAUAUAAAGCAAGUAGCACCUAGAUAUUACCGACUCUCUAUAUAUAAAUGGGAAGCCUGUACAGCCGUAUAUAGCGUAGACUUAAUAUAAAUGGACUGCGCCCCUGUGGAUUUCUCAUUCGGAUUAUUCGCCUUUUGACUGGAAAUUAAAAACAAUGGAAAAAAAUUAAUAAUCUUUCUUUCCUCCAAGAUAAUAUUUCCUACUAUCAGUCAUAUCAGUAUUCUGAACGUUAGAUGUAUUGUGGAAAUUGUUAAAAAUUUGUAUUUGAACCGAUAGCUCUCAUGGAAAAUACAGUUAUUUACAUUUCCCCUCCGCGUAAUAUUUUACUAGUAAUGUGAGGGUGAAUGGCCCGAAUUAUGGCAUCAAUCAUUAAUACAUAUAGAUACAGGGAAUGGGCAGUCCGUUUCUAUAGUUUGUCUACAGACAUAAUAUAUUAUAUAUACACCAAAAGGUAAAUUUUGAUUUGCCUACGAAAUACUCGUAUAUUUGUUUAAGCCAAGAAUUAGUUAUGUGAUAAAAUAUGUCAUAUAGAUUAUACAAUUGGCUAACCUUAACCUAUAGGUAGUUAUUUUAUAUACAUAUCUAUAUGGAUACCGCCUAGCUUAUACUACUGUUAUACUACUAAUUAUACUACUGUUUAAUGUUUCGCAGCAUACGAAAAUGUCGCAACGACUGAAACAGCUAUAGCAGUCGAUUACUAUCUAUUCAAUUUUUUAAUUAUUACCUUUUAUUAUUAUUGUUUACCUGUGUAACGAUAAUAUUUAUUAUACACAUAUUAUAUAGUACACAUCGGUUUUGUUAAUGCAUUUUCUUUUUCAUUGAAUCAAUAUGUGCACACUAUCAAUUGUGUAAUUUACGAGUAUUAUGAAUCCUAUUGCAGUAGCUAUAAAUUAUAAUUACUGCGCUGACAACGCUUUUUGAAUAUUAUCGGUAACUCGUAUUAUCUUCACGAUUAGUGUUUAUAGUUUAACAAUUAUACUUAAAAAAUAAUUAUUAUGAUCGUUUGUUAUUUUUACGAUCCAACGAAAUGUCUGGUGUAAUAAUUAUUUACUAUAAAUCCUUUUCCAUCCGAGUACAUUUUAAUUAAUAAUAAUAGUAUUAUUAUGUUAGAGUUUAUCGUCACUUGACAACAUCCUCAUAUAAUUAUACAGCGCGUUUCAUCCGAAUAGCAACACCAAAUAUUUAAACCGGAUGAACUUUGAUCAAAAUUGAGUUUUUCUUAUGAAGGUAGAAAGGUGGUACCGAAAUAGAUAUUUUGAGCCAAUUUUCACAAUUUCAAAAAUUGUGUAAACGUGUGCAAUUAAAUUUACAUUUUCUUAAAUAAAAACAGUGAAACGUCCAUUUUUAUCGUCUAUUUUUUUCAUGCAAUUUCGAUUGAUAUAUUUUUUAUAAAAACUUUCUUUUAGCAUAUUUAUUCUAGUUUAUGCAACGCGAGGGAGGUCAUUUUUGACUAUCCUUGUAGUUUUCUUAGUAAAUGGGAAAAAUUUAAAAUUACGUGUUUAGUUUUGUUGAUUUCCGGUUUACCCUCAUAACAAUAAAGGAAAAAGUACGACUACAAUACUUUGAAUCGUUUUACGUUCGCGUUGGUUUAUCAUGUUGCUUGCAUAUAUGUAUUAAAUUACUGUAUAAUGUAUCCUUCUUUCCAAAUUCCUUCCUAAAACAGUAAAGCACAUCCAAUAACAGCAUCUGAAGUUUUUUGUUGCAUGAUUUUUGAUUUGUGUGUGUGAUAACAAUAAUCUAUUUAAUCUAUACGAUAUCCAUUUAAAUACAAAGUUCGAUAUGUAGGUACACAUCAAUUUCAACACUUGUGUUUCUAUACACGUAUAUAUUUUAUAGGUACCUAUAAAUAUUUCUUUUUAUUUGUGUGCAGCGCAAUGGCUACAGUACAAUCGAAGGGAAGAAAUUAAUAUAGGUAUAGGUACUAUGACACUCGGGCAAAUAACCCCUCGUUCUUUUAUAUAACAAUAAUAAUGGGAAAAAAAAGUUGGUAUAGGUAUAUUAUGCAAUGAAUAAUAGUAUAAUAUAUAAUAAUAUAUUAUAACCUUCAUAUCCUCUGUACAUAUCGCUAAAACAUACAUGUAAUAAUAUAUCGUUGGUAUCGCCUCGACAGAGUUUAUCUUGAACACGACCGUCGUAUUUGUAUGAAUGAGGUAAAUUAUUUAUAAGUAGCUGAUGAAAAAAAAACUUAUCUUAAAUCUUUUUUCGGAUUUACCAUAUAUUUGUAACCUAUUGUGGUUCUUACACCAAUAAUUGACGUGCAUAAGUAUUAAAUAUGCGUUUUUUUAUAUGUAUAAAUAUACAAAUAGUAUAAGACAUAGGUUUACGGCAACACGACAUUGCAUAAAUUGAAUACACCUAUAUAAAAAAAAAAAAAAUAAUGAUACACAAGUAUCUAUGUAAAAAAUCGUUUUUUGAAAUUAUUUAAAUACACGAGUCUAUAUAUUUAGUUACACAUGACAUCAACCAAAAAUGCAUUUGAUAAUGCCCCCUCUCCCCCAUAAUAUUAAUUUUCAUGACGAAUCUUUUUCAAUUUAAAUUAUAGUAGCCAAUAUGUUGUAUUUUUCAUGCCAUUAUUUUGUAAAAAAAAAAAAUACAAAAAAUAAUUUUAACCUGAUAAAAACUUAAGUAUUUUUCAAAGAAAGCAUCUUAAAAAAAUUUGACGGUACAUAUAUCUGUAAAAUAUUUAACUAUAUAUUAUUUCUCGACGUGCGUAAAAAAUUGACUACCUAAUAAUAUUUCACUAUGUAAAUAAUUUAUGUCGCACAUGCCAUUGAAUAUUGUAUUAAUAUACAUGGAAAUAAUAUAAUUUACAUACAAAAUUAGUCGUGUCUACAUUUAAAUGUUAUUUAUAAUUAAUUGCAAUGUUAAUUGUAUUUAUUAUUAUAUAUUCACAGAAUAUACACAAAUUAAUUGCAGUUUAUAAACAGCAUACUAAUAAUGAAACGUCGUUAAUAAUAAUGAGUAUUGUACGAGUAAAUUCAUUUGAAGACAUUAUUAUUAUUAUUGUUAUUAUUAUUAUUAUUAUCAAACCCGUUUAUAAAUUAUUGAAAUACAUUUUACUAAAAUUAUUGAACAAAAAAAAAAAAAAAAUGACAUGUUAAAUAAUUAGUAAACACCCUGUAUAAUAUAUAUUAUGAGUAUUUUAUUUAAUUUAAAUUUUAAAAAACCUUUGGAAUUAUUAUUAUAAAAUAUAUAGUUCAGCGUGUUUGAUAUUAAUAUACAAAUAAAAUAAAAAGAGGGUUUAUAUUAUACAUUAUAUGGCAGUGACUGGAGUUUGUAGUUUUUUCUAGCUAUUAUAAUGUGAAAGAAAAUGUACAACUAAAAUUAUUUUCUAUAAUUGUCAAAUAAAUUAAAUGUGAAAAACGAAAUUUGUUAAAAAAAUAGAUAAGAGUGUAUUGUUUCGCUUUAUGGUUUAUGUAUAGUUUAGGUAUCCAUAUUGUGUAAUUACGCCAAACCUAACUUGAUUUAAUUUAACGCGAUGUGGAUGUGAGUAUGUGAUAUAUAUAUAUAUAUUAUCUUAAAUACAUGUAUUUACAUAUAGGUAUUAUUUCACAAUAAUUUUUUGUUUUCUCACAUAUUUCACAUAUACAGUUAUGACUUGUAUACUAAUAUGUAAUAUUAUCCAUUAGCAGCACUGUAAUACUAUUUUAUUUAAUCAGUUCUUUCAAUCAGUAAUAAAAAUCGUUUUUACGAGACAUUGUAAAAUCAACCAAUUUCGAUAAAUUUGAAAUGACGACAAAAUACAUAUUGUAUCAUUUAAAUAUGGUUUCAUAUUUGAAAGAUUCAUAAGUUAUAAAUAUUGUUCAAUACUUAUCUUUAUCCCUAUCUACAUAUUUGAAUAUAUUUUGUACUUUUCUCGUCAGUGAAUUGUUAAACAUUUUUUUUUUCUUUUUUUUUAACUCAUAUAAAUUCACGCUCUAAUAUAUAGUUUUAUUAAAUUAUUUAUCGUGUUAUAUCAAAAGAAAAACUAUUUAGGUAGCCUACACUGAGCAACGUUUAUUCAGAGAAUCCAUAUCCCUAUCAAAUUCGUUGAAUGCAAUAAAUGAUCUUUUUUUGGUAACAUUCAACUGUGAUCCCAUAAAAAAAAAAAUUGCGAAAUACUUUCGAAAAGGACAUCUAGUGGAAUGUAUGAGAACCUACCUAAAUAUUGUAAAACGGUUAGUUGGUGACUAGACAGGAAUGCCGUUAUGGCGCCGUCGCUUUUAAAAUGCCAAUGUUAUAUAUUAUGUUAACAAUAGUCUACUGAACUGUAUAUUAUUGGAUAUUAUUAUUAUUCAGGAUAGGCAACACCAACAAUUAUUUAGAAUUUGAUACUACAUGCUCGAUUCUUGAUACCUUUGUUUGAAAACAAAAGAUCGAUUCAAUAAUAUUAAUUUAAUAUUCGAUUUAUUAUUAUAAAACAUUUUUAUAAUUUACAUCUAAAAACACGUUAUAAAAUACAAUAAAACUGUAUAAAUCUAAUCUAUUUAACCAUGACGUGCAGGUUAUCACGUUUUUAUUAUUUAUCAUAUUAAUAUAUUAAAACAUCGAAAUCGAUAUUAAUAAUUUUGUUGGUUUCAAUGUUCGUUCGAUACCGUUUUCGGUUUUCGGUAAGGUAGGUAUCGAAUCGUAUGUCUAUAAUAAUAAUUAUUUAUGAUUCCUAACAAUACAAUUAUAAUACCAUAAGCGCUUUUCAUACGCGCUAGAAACCCCGUUUUAAUAAAAUAAAUAAUAUGUGUUUUAUUAAUUUCAAGGAACGGAUUUAUGUGUGUAGGUAAUUAAAUUUCGAAAAUAUGUACAUAAAUAUAAAAGUAUAAUUUAUAAUAUAUCUAUAAAAACCAUGAAUAUAUGUGAGGGGAAAAAUAUAAAAUGUAAAGAUUUUAUAUAGGAUAGCUGACCCGAAAAUUCUUUACUAUUGCUAGAUAAUAAUAGUGUAAAUAUAAGUAGUAAUAAUAAUAAUAAUAAUACAAGUUUUAUUCUCCAUGACUACCAAAUUGUCAUCCAUGUUACCAAGGUAACCCGUGAUAAACAAAAAUAAAUAAAAAAACAAUUAAGUAUUUGUAUCAAGAAUACCUAAAAACCCAUAAUUACCGCAAUUUUCGUAGGAAUCUCUAGUUUUUUGAAAAUAAAAUACAGCAGCUCAUAUUACUCGCUAAUAAUGUAACUUUUUAUAGGUGAAAGAAGUUUUAAAAUCGGUUAAGUAGUUUUCAAGCUUAUCGACUAUAAACAUACAAACAAAUCUUUUCUCUUUAUAAUAUUAUUAAUAGUUAAUAAAUAUAUAUUUUAGUAUAAUAGAUGCGGAAUUUAUAUCUGAUAAUACUUUAUUUGAAAUAUUUAUCGAGAUUUUCAGCUUUUUCAAUUGUUUGAUUAUUUUUGAUUUGUGAGUUUCCCUGGCAACGAUGAAUAAAACCGACCAUUAUAGUAUACUAUUAUUCCGCUGAAAAUAGGUUAUUUUUUAUUUGCAAUGAGUAAUCGUUGCAUAGUAAGUAUAUAAAUUAAAUUAUCCUGUAUUCGUAUACCUUCCCUGCUAGCCACCUGCAACAGUGGCUUACUCGUGAGCAGUCACAGUUUUUUGAAAUGCAUAACCUCCCCCUCACCAAAAAUGUAGCCUGAUUGCGUCACUGUUCAAGUAUACCUAUUGAUGACUAAAAUAUGUUUACAACUGGCGCACAUUACGCGGGUUUUCGCUCUGGGUUUCCAAUAACCCGCGGCCAUCGCGUGCACCGUCCAGUUUAUAUUAUACGGUUCAUUUCCUCCUCUAUAUAUGGCCCCCUUAUAAUUAUUGUCAGGGUCAUGGAAGGGUCGAUGAAACAUUAAUAGUCGCCAUAUUUACUACGUAGGUAACAGCCGUCGUCGUCUGCUGGCGCAUUUUUUAUUAUUGGUUGGGUCAAAUUUGUAUAAUAUUACACCGGUCUGUCCGAUGAUUUGUAUGGACCAAGUACAGUAGUGGACUAGUGGACUCAGUAGGGGUAAUAACGUAAUUUACCCUCCCUCCCCAAACAUCGUAGUAAAGCUAGUACACCUUUUUUUUGUAUUAUGGUAAAAUAUAUAUUUUUUCAUUGUUGGUAAUGGUUUUGCCUAUCCCCCCUCAAAAAUAAAAAAAACAAAAAUUAACUUUUUGAUCCGUCUCCGACCUAAUGUUUUAUUUUAUUAGUUCCUUAUCUAAAUCGUUAAGUUUCCGUUUUAUCGCAGGAGCAUUCGGUAGGUACUCAUCGUACCGUAUUUUCCGCUACGACGAUUUUAAACUGCAAAUUAUAUUCGCGGUAAUUUUUUUUAAAUCUUACGUCUGUGAAGUUGGCCCCCCGACUUUGUCCAAUUGACUCCGGACUAGUUACAAAAUUUAGUAACCUUUUGGUAACUAAUUGUAACCAACAUCAAACAAUUUGUACCAAACAGUUUCCGAGAAAUCUCAAUUAUCAUUUCAAGGGGCUAACUUCAUGCAACCCCCGACUUUUUCCUAUCGACUCUGAAUCAAUUCCAAAAUUUGAUAACCUUAUAUAUAAAUAUAUAAAUAAUAUAUUUAUUAUUAUUAUAUAUUAUAUACAUAUAAUAAAUUAAAUUUCUUAGAUCUUAUGGUUUCCAUAAUAAAAAAUAAAUUUGAUUUUAGUAUAUACAGGAAACCUACACAAACUGAUGCUAUAAUACUACAUGAUUAUAAUCACCUUUAUUCUCAAAAAAUAUUAUUUAACUAAGUUUUUGACUUAGUGAUUUUACCUGACGAUACAUUUUCAAUUCGUAACCAGUCGUACAAUACACAUUUCAUAAUACCUUAAGCGACGUAUUUAUUUAUAUAUUUAUCAUUUGCAACUGACUCACAAGAUUUUUAUUUUACCUGACAAAAGUAAUAUUUACCUUUAAGAAAAAUCUAGAGUUUGAUAAUUGCAUGGUGUUUCGUAACAUUCUCCAAUUUAAUUUAUUUUAAUUUGAAAUGAAAAUUGAGAUUUCUUGGAAAUUGUUUGGUUACAAAUUGUUUGAUGUCGGUUACAAUUAGUUACUAAAAGGUAAUACAUUUUGAAAUUGAUCUGAAAUCGAUAGGACAAAGUAGGGGGGCUAACUUCACGGACAUAUAAAUCUUUCUUAGUUAUGAAAUCCAAAAUAAUAAUUUUAUAUAAAUUACAAUUUUUAGACAACACGUCGUUGUUACAAAUAAGUUUUCUAAUGUUGAGUCUUUAAUUGUCUAAAUAAUUUUAAAGUUUACUAUAGUUUAGACUUUCUCAAUGCUAUUAUAGGUACUUACUAUAAAUAAUAUCAAUCGAUCAAUCAAUUUAUCCAUGAAAAAUAAUUCUUGUAAACUUCAAAACAUUUUAGAAAAUUAACGAUUCAUUGUUAUAAUAAACAUUUUUGACACAAAAUGUAUGGCUAUCUUAGAUUUAAAAAUUACCAUUUUUAAUAAAAAAUUAUAAAGUGAACAAAUAGUGCAAUGAUUUAAAAGUUAUAUGCAUAUUAAAAACUUAAAAGUAAUGAACAGAAUAAAAGUUAUUACAUUUUACAGAUUUCCUUGGACAUAUCCUGUACAUAAUACAAAUAACCAACGUCGUUAUUGUACUAACUGAUCGCGUCGACAAUUACACGUUCUAUUUUAAUAUAUGUCUUUUAAAUUUAUAUCUUCCCGUAUACGGGAAAUAAUAUUAGUUGUUUUUAUUUACUAACCGGGGUUUAAAAUAUAUAUUUCGAUCCAGCUAUCAGAAUUUAAAAAAAAAAACAAAAGUGACUGGAUUACACUGCCGUGGAGAAUGGAAAACUACCUUAUAGCGUCACGUCGGUUCCCCGAGGAUCAAUAAAAUAUAUUGUAUUGUAAUAAUAACUACUUUCUGUGACAGAACAAAAAAAACAAUGUAAAAUCUCUGACAAGAGUUAUGCCUUUUAUUGCAGCGACAACCUCUUCGUUUAAAAAAAUUUAGCUAUAUAAAUCUCAAACAAAAGUUUAACACACAAUGUGUUUACCUAACUUAACCUGAUUAGUAGGCUAAGUAGAUAAUGCAAUACUGUUCUAUAAAACCCCGAAAAUGCUCUAAAAAAAAAAAAAAAAAAUACUUUUAUGUUCUAAAAUAAUGCACCUAUAAUAUGCUCUCUUAAAAAUAGCUGGGGAAGGGGUUAAAAGUUUAAAUCACCAAAACACACAUUAUUACACCAUGUGUGUAUAAUAAUACAAUUAUCCACCUGACUUUCCUGGAAGGUCUGUAAAAGUAUAUCAAGGUAAAAACCAUUCUCGUACUGCAAUAACACGAUAAAGUUCAUAUUGAAAUUGAAUCAAAAUUGUAUUACUUUAAUUCGCCCAUAAAAGAAACUCCAAAUCCCGAGUUUGAGCUAUUUUUGUCCAGAGAGAAAGCCGCUAAAAGUAUCCAAAAUUACCGGGAAAAUGAUUUAUAUAAGAUUAUAUACUAUAAUAUAUAUAACAGAUAUAAUAAACAAUACUGCAGUGCAAUAGUCUCUAUUUUCGGGACAAAUCCGACAAAAAUUCUUUGCAAAUUGAAAAUUGUUAAAAAAUGCAAAAUAAAAUGCCUUCUUCUCAUUUAAAAAAAAAUACAUGAAAAGAAUUUAUAACAAAACUAACAAGCUUUGACAAAUCAAAGGGCAUUAAAAUCCCUUUUGCCUUAAAUCAAAAUUACUCUGUAGUUAUGAUCGUUUAUUUACAUUUAUAUGCUUACAUUUUAAAAUGUUGCAUUGCGAAUUAGUAACACUAUAACACUAUAAUAUAUUUAUUAACACAACAUAAAUAAUUAAACACCGUGGUCGCAUGCGAUAGUAAUAUUAAUUGAUUGACGAAUUGUGUCAAUAACGUUCUUAGCUAUUAAAAUACGCUAAUGGUUUUUUUUUUAAACUACCGAUUUUAAUAUCAUAUAUUUUAUAAAUUAUAAUUUCCGUUGAUUUAUUAAACAUAAAUAUAAUCCUUUCAUAUUUAACACUGAUGUUGAUUUAAGCGAGUAUACCACAUAUUAUUGUGUUAAUACAUGUAUAUAAAGAUCGUAAACGAAUAUAUUUAAAAAAAAAAAAAAAACUAUGUAUAUGUUUUUGCAAACAUUUUUUUGGAGAAGAAAAAAUGCUUCGUUUUUUUUACAGAGUACAUUAAAAGAUGUAAAAUGUUCAGCCAAUGGUACUUUAUUUGAAAUAUUUGUCUAGAUUCCCAUUAGUUUUAUUUAAAUAUUAAAAACAAUUAACAGUAUACAAGAUGUGAAGUGUUUUAUGUUUGUUCGUCCUUUGAAUCUAGUUCAUUCUAUUUCAUAUGAUAAAACUAUGAUCAUCGCUUAAUUUUCUGAGAAUAUGCCUGACAAGUCAUAUACCUUACUUUUUAACUUGUAAACAAUGAUUUGUUUAUUUAUUAAAAUCGGGGAAUAUUUUAAAAAUAUAUAUUAUUGAUAAUUACACUUUUAUUGUUGCUUAUAUAAUAUUUUAGUAACAGGUUUCCAAAAACAUAGACAAAUAUUGAAUUACAUAUUAAAAAAAAAAAAUCAAAAAAAUUCAUUACCUACGGUGAAAAUAUUCUCCGUACAUGGUGAUUUUUGCUGUAUUUUUUUAUAAUGGUCAAACCAUUUAUUUAUUUAUCUGACAACAACAAAAACUAAUAUUCAAUACUACGUUUGAAAUUCGAGUUUCAAUGGCCAGUGUUCCAUACGGUUUAUUUGAAAAAAAAUUAAUGAUUGAUGUGAUCAGGAUUACCGAAUGGUACCUAUAUCCAAAUUUCCAUUAAUCAUUUUCGUGAAAUAUACGGACGUGGUCAUUUCAAUGCCGUGGGUAAACUAAUUUUGAAUGGAUUAAAAUAUAACGUGCCCGAUCGUAUAUAGUUUACAAACUUUACCUAUAUAUCCGGAGUAUUUAUCAUGUCAAAUUUUUUGACACUCAUCCUAUAAUAAUUUAAAUUGUUAACAUUUUGAUUAAAUAAUUGAUCUAGUUACAAAUUUAUUUAAUGUGAUUUUUCGAAUUUACGUUCAUAUUUUAGUUCAUAGUUUCAUACACAAUAAAACCUGCAGAGUUCUAGGUAUAGAUUGAUUCUAUCACGCAGCAAAAUCUCUGGUAGCUAACUAUGAUUUGGCCGCUUUUAGUAUACUUGUAUUGACUGAAGAACCUGUUGUUCUGAACGAAAACCGAACAUUGCUGCUGUAUGAUAAUGAUAAAAGACUGAAAUGUUUACAUCUGUAUUAUUAAAAUAAUCGUGUAAUUUUGAUGUUUUAUGAAUACAGAAUAUUUAUAAUAAAACAAACUAUAACUAAAUUUGUAUUUUAUUUAAAAAGAACCCAAAUUUAGGUUUAUAAAAAGGCCAAAUUAACGUUUUGCUAUUUCGGGUUCCACGUGAAAAAAGGAACAAAUCUAUAUAUUAUUUCACACCGUAGGUACUACGAGCAUAAAAUACAAUUAUUUUUUAUUUAUUUAUUUAUUACGAGACUAGCCCAGAUUACAAUGUUUAUACUUAGUAUUUAUGCACUAAAAUAUAAUAUUAUAUAACAAAUACAUGUAUAUAGAUUAAUAAAAUGUGAUGAAAGUUAAAGAUAUAUGAGUGAAGACUGAGGUUUCAAGUAACUGUUGUUCUUCCUGGACGGAAGGCGUGUUGUUCAUCAACCAGUAUAUGAUUUAAUGAAGAGCGAGUCGAACUUAGUACAAGUGUCUCAAAUAAAUUAGAAAAAUGGGGUAGAAUUGUAAUUAGACGUUAGUUUGAGACAUCGGCAAGAUCACCUGACUUUAGGAUAGGAGUGGGAUAGAAUAGGUUUUUGAUAGUUAAUUUGUAAUAGUUUUUGUGUAUACAGGGUGUUCCACGAAGAUAUGCCCAUUAAUAUAACUUCGGAGAUAAUAAAGAUAAUCAAAUCUUGUUUAUAUAUAUAUAUAUAUUACUAACGGGGAAAAGGAUUAGAAAUAUGUAUAUUUUAAAAUUUUCAUUUCUAUUAAAUUUGUAAUUUGUUUAUAAUUUUUUAAAAUUAUAAAAAACAGCCAUUAUGCAGCAGGCUGUAAUCGCAUUUGCUAAUUGACUAUCAUUAUUAUUGGUAAUUGACUGCAUACAUUUUUUCUUUGAACUUAAAGUAUUUAUUAAAAUUCAAAAUUUUGAAGGUAUAAAAAAUUACUAUAGAUAAUAAAAGAUAUAAAAAAUAAAUAAAGUUCGUGACCUAUACGCGUAUCCAAAAUUACUAAAGAAAAUGUCUGAAAAUUUAAUAAAAAUUAUGCAACUAUAUAUAUUAUAUAGAAUUCGUGCAAAAAAAACUCGAAUUUUGAGGAUGGAUAUAACCUUCGAUCCCCCUCCCUCCCCCCUUAUGCUAGUAAAAGGUAAUACUUUUUUUAGUUUUGAUUUUAACGCGUGGUUACUGCUUAUAUUAUAUUGGAAUUCGUUUUGUUUAUUGAUAUUUUAAUUGUAUUUUUCCUUUUUUUCGUUUAUUUAUUACGUUAAAAAAAAAAAAGAAGAGUUUUCCCGUUAUAUAGGCGACGUUAUGAAUAUAAAUAACUUUUUAAUCCCUACGUUAAAAUAUUUAACCGCAUUCUAAAAUAUUAGUUUUGGUUUUUUUUUUUUUAAAAAAAAGAUGGGGACCCGUUUGUUUUUCCAAUCGAACAAAUGUAAAAUGUAAUUAAAAAAUAAAUCGAAUUGCAAUUUGCAUUGCAAAUAAUGAAUUAUACAUAGUCUUAAUGUACUUAAUACGUGUACUAAAUUUUAAUUAUUAAUGAAAACGAUUAUAUAGGUAUACUACUACAAGUAUAUAUACUUGUACUUUAUACAAUGCGAUUCGAUUAGUUAUUUUACUAUCGAGUAUUGAGAAAUAUAAAUUAAUCUAUAUUACAUGUAUAUAUAAAGAAUAUCAUAUAUUAUGGUAUUAUACUCACGGUGCAGUGAUAUGUUGGUUGAAAAUUCCAAUUGUAAUCAAUAACACGUAUAUUUAGUGUUUAAUAUAUAGGUAAUCAUUGUUCGGUGAUGAAUACCCUAAGACUUUAAAAUGUGUAUUGUAAAAAUUCUAUUAUUUUUUCAUGUACAAAAAAAAAGAAAAAUGUAUAUUUGGUAGGCGGGAACGUCUUGGGUGGUGAACACGACAUGUUAUAGAUAGUAAUUUAAACAUUAAAAGUACCUACCUAUAUAUGAUACAAGUACACCGACUAUUAUAGAAUAACGACUACUAAAAUCGUUGAGAUUUUUUUUUUAUUUGUAAAAUUUCUAUCUGUAAAUUAUAGGUAGGUAUAUUAUGAAAAAAAAAAAAAAAGGUGAGGUUAUUCUUUUUAAAAUAUACGUUUUUGACGAUAUAAUAACAAACCGACCGAACGAAUAUUCUCGUAUUCUUGUUGCUAUAUAUUUAUAGGUUUUUUUUUUACACUCAACUAACAUUAUUAUUUGUCGAACGAUUUAAAAAAUUAAAAAAUACUUUCAUUCAACACGUUUUAUAUAAAAUAUAUUGUAAAAAAUACUACAAAUUUGAGAUUGUGUUUAUAAUAUGAAAUCCUUAAUAACCAACUCUGGACUCGUUUAUUAUAACCGAGCAAUCUAAAUAUGCAUUAACAUUACGAGAUAUUCAUCAAUUAUAAUUAGUUAAAAGUAUCGUUAUUAUUUUUUCUAAAAAUAUACGAUUGUUCUAAGCAUGCAAUAAAAAUUGAGAUAAAAAUUCCAAUCGCGAUACAUCAAGAUACAUCAAAUAAGGUAUAAACGAAAACGAAACAGAAUAACUAAAUUACAGUAUAUAUUAGAUUUAAUUAAAAGUCAAAAACUGCAAUGGUUUGGACAUGCAAUUCCAUAGAAUUAAUGAUAGGGAACCAGAACAACUAUAGAAUGGGGCUUGGGAAUAAACAAGUAAAAUACCAAUGUGGGACAUUUGGAAAGAUGCCCCGGAAAAAAUGGGAAAUAUUUUUUGGGAAUGUAUUAGAAACAGAUACAUAUGGAAUAACAAAAUUGCUUUUAAUAAAUUAGAGAAAAGAGAUAAAAAGUUAAAUUGUCUCUAUAAGUAAAUAUUAUCGAGAAAUAAUAAUAAUAAAAAAACGUAUGCUAAAUUUGUGUAUUUCUCCAUUGUAAUAUACUAAUAUAUUAUCGAUACAUCGUAGUUCGUAAAUAUUAUUUUGUAAAAAUGUGACGUCUGGUAUUUAUUCGACUCGUUGAAUUUAAUAUAAUAUUAUAAUAUUCUAGGUUUCCAUAUAAUAUAAGUAUCUAUUGUACGAAAUAUUAUAUAAAUUAUAAUAUUUUGCUGCGCGAAACUGAUGGAUCCCGACCACGACUAUGUGAGCAGACGUUUUAUAUUUAUACGUGGUAUUUCGAUAUGCGCGGGUGGUAACACCGGACGCAUUACGCGCAUCAUAAUAAUAAUAAUGAAAGAGGGGCUAUAUGUACAUGAACCCUUAUAUAUCCUGACCGGAUGUACGUAUAGGCCCAUGACUUAGGAAUGUAUAUAUAUACAUAUAUAUAUAUAUACUUAGGACCGUCUGUAUGUCCUAUAAAUAUAAAUAUAUGUACGCGUUUACUAAUCGGAAGGUUAUAAUAAUAUUGUUUUCCUCUAAUUGGACGUGUAUCGUGUUUCCCAGUUAGUUCACACCCGCCACAAUUCUACGAUAGUAUACUACAGUAAUCACUAUCAUCGUUGCAAUACUGAAUUAUAACUGCGCAUAUUCUGUUUAGAAUAUCUAAAAUACAUAAUAUUGUAUAAAUUAUUGAUUUAGAAACGAAAUUUUCAAUAAUCCUAUAAUACACUUAACCCUUAAGCAGUUGCGUGAGGGUCUUAUUGACCCUCCCAUAAAAAAUAAAACUUUUAUAUUACAAAUCAUUUAAUUAUAAUAUAAUAUAGUUUUGUAUUUAUUUUUAUUAUUAAAUUUGUAUCCCUUUUUAUAUGGCAUAUUAUGGUAACUCACUGUCUUUGAAUUUAAAAAAAAAAAAAUAACUUUCUAUACAUAUAUCACGCAUUUUUACGAAUGGGGCCUGAUAGACUCCCUCUUAUGUGAUUAUAUGAACGUUAAAAAAAGGCAAACGCCUGCUUAAGGGUUGAUUGGCUGCAGGUUUAUGCUGUUAUAAACGCUUCGAAUCAUUCAUGAAAACGAACAUCGGAAAAGAGAUGUUGUGGUGUGCCCGCAGUAUUUCAAUAAGAGGGGAUAUAUAACAAAUAAUAAUCAUGAAUCUUUAUAAUCUUCUUCUCUAACCCAACUCGAAUAUGGAAAUUUGAAACCCGGAUUCUAAAAAGUUAAUUUUCAUUAAUUAAUGAAUUAAACUUUUUCGUGUAAUUUGACUGAAAUAUAUUAUGCCUAUACUCUCCCGCGCCAUUAGAAGAGAGUGAUAAGUUGAAUUUUAACUAUUUUUACGAAUCACGUUUUUUAUUUAAUCGAUUUAUAACAAAUAUUUAUAUAAUUGUUUACGCACACAACUUCAAGAUUGUAUGUAAUAGUUUGUUGGUAGACUAUCUGUCAGAACUGUAUUUUUCAAUAAUAAUCUUAAUUUAUGUAGACCGUGUAACAUCUGUUUUAUUUACUGCUGCCGGACAAAAUGGUGCACCGUAGUCCUAGUAAACCGGUAACAUGUAACGUAUGGUGACCCUAACCUGGGUAUACAUUUAAAGAUUUGUCUUAGCCUUACCGCCGAUUAUCAGCAAUUAGUAUCCUUUUGAAGUAUUGUAUAUUUGAUUUAUGUGCGUUACUCUCGGGGAAUCUGUAAAUAUCGCAGAGACUCGUAGACAAUAUGUUCACUAAAUUCUUAAUAAUUAUAUUUAAAACUAUUGUAGUGACGUUUCAUUUGUUGUACGUUCUAAGAAAUAUUUUAAGAUAAUAGUCGUAUUAAAAAUACGACUAUUAUCUUAAGUACCCAUUUUUGCUGUGAAAAAGAACUAAGACAGCUUAAUAUAUCCGGUAUUUUAUACCUACUUAUGUUCUGAAAAAAAUAUGUACAACGAUGAGAGAUAAUGAAAUCAUAUGCCCUAAAUGUAUUCGUUUUUCAAUUUUCGUCUUUUUUCAGUUGUCAUAUUUUGACGAUUAAAGCAAUAUUUCCGGUAGAAAAUAUUGUCCGUAAAAAUUAGAAACAAUGAAAUCUGGAACAUCUCAGUGUGCUGUAAAUAUUUGCUGUUUUUUCAGUUUUCCCAAUUAGUAUGAAAACCUUUAGGAAAUUCAAAAAAAGACCACCCCAAUAAGAGAAAUUUCCUUUCAGAAAAGUUGCUAUACUUGAUUCACCGGAGCAAGUUUUCUGUUCGAAAAGUUGCUUAUAGAUACAAAAAAGUAAAAAAAAACACAGUAAAACUCAGGGACUAAAAUUAUGUAAUGUGAAAUAUUAAAUGUGCAAUACUAAAUUAAAAAGUGUGUAACGGCUGAAAUAAUUCUAUUUCGGGGAAGGGGGAGUGAUGAUACCUAUAAUAUAAUUAUGGUUUGAUGAGUAGUACGAAAAAGUAUAUAUUUUAGCCUCUGGUAAAACGAAUAGAUCUCUUGCUACGCUCCAAAUCUAAAAUGCAAUUGAGUAAAAUUGUAGACAAUUUAAUGCCAUAUCAACAUUCACAUCUGAGAAAUAUUUUACGUUUUUAAGAUAGCGUUGGCUUCCUAGCAAAACCUCGUAAGUCAUGUUUUUUGUGUCGAAACAACUUUUCUAUCAGAAAUUUCACUCCAAUUAAACAUUGUUCAGGAUUAUUAUUGUAGCAUUUUAGAUUUAGUUAGUGCAUUGAUGAGGAGCUCAAUUUUUGUUUUUUUUGCCAUUGUUUUUUAAAAACUAUGGUAUUAAUUAUGGCAGUAACUUUGUUAAAAUUGAUUUACGAAGUUUCGCUGAGUAGUCGACGACAUAGGUCUAUAUUCUUCCGACUGUCAGAAAAACUCGUGAUUAUUACACGAGUCCUUUUAACCCUCUUGCUGCGUUGUUUCGCCGCAUUCGAGUCCGUUGUUAAAUUUAUUGUUCUCGCUUGGACUCGUUUUUUCAUUAUAAUCAUAGCUCACGCGUUGUCCUUAAAAAUACAAAAAUCCCUAUACCAUUUACAAUAGCACAUCACGCGCAAGAGCGCAAGACCCGUGUCUGAAAACUUCGUUAAUUAGUCGUGUGGUGCAAAUGCAACAGACACAACCAUCGGUGUGUAUGUGAUAAGACUGCACGUUUUAGUAUACCCGGCUGUGUGUGUAUACUUGUAGAAGCAGUAUGUGUGCGUAGGACCGUUUAACAGUAAGAGGCGAGAGGAGUGAACUCUUGUAAUUUAUGAUGUCGAAAAAUAAGUUUAUGGUUUGGAUAACUGUACGUAAAACAUAUAUAUAUAUAUAUAAAGACAACAUGCCGCAUAAAUUGCCCAUAGUUUUAUUCCAAAAAAAAAAAAAAAGCUGAUACUGCUAUUGGGUGUGCCACAGUUGUGUGUAGGAAAUCGAAAAGGUAUAGGAUCGCAGAAUUAUUAAAUUUAUAUCUUUGUACAAUAACUGCUAAUAAAAUACGAUUCUGAAUGAAGUUCGAUUAAAAACGUUUUUAAAUGUUAUGAUUUAGACAAUUGUUGUUAAAAUUUAGACUUAAAAAUAUAUAAGUAUAAAAUUAAUUUAAAUUAUUUUUUUUACUACUUAGUACAACUUAUGAUGAACUUCAUCUAAAAUUUUUAAACAUUCCUGAUUAUUUUAGCAAAACGGGAUUAUUAUUUCGAUCUGUAUAAACUCCGCUUUUCGAUCGAUAAAAUGGGAUUUGGCAAAUUUUAAAUUUUGAUCCUCGGCACGCCUUCUAUUUUUCUGGUUUCCAAUCUUUUGAUUUGUUGACUGUCAAUCAUCCUUGGUCUUCCUCUUCAAAUAUUUACCUUAUACACAACCAGUGGUGCCCAAACUAUACUUCGAGUGUAGCACUUGUUAUACAUCAUAUUUUUGGUAGUUGGGAUUUGAGAUAGUCGUGUAGAAUGUGUAUAAACAUUGAAGGUGGUAGGUUGUAGGGGUUAAAAAUUAUAUAUUUAUAUAAGUAAAAAUUAUUGAGGUGGAUGGUGGUUUUGAAUUUAAAUUCUGCUACACCAUAAAAAUGUAUAGUUUUGGUGCCAUUGUACGCAACCUUAAAAUUUCAUUAAACAAUUUUAACGAACUAUCAAGACGUAGUCAUUUACCUAUUUUUAUAAUUUGCCUACAUUGUCUCUUUAAUCCUUUUAAUACUUCUUCAUAUGUUAGUGUCUAUUGUCUUAUUGUUUAUUUCUUAAACAUAAUCUUAUACAGUAACACCGCAGUUUCAAACUUUAUAGUUUUAUCUUACUAAUUUUUUGUUCACUGUACAGGUUUUAAAACAUAAUUAUGUCAUACUAAUUUAUAAUACGUAUAGGUAUAGAUAGACCUAUCUUCAAAAUUUUUUUCUUAAUAUUGAAUAUUCGAAUACUGCCUUUGAUUAUAAUAAGUGAUAUUUUUUUUAAAAUUGUUAUUUUAGGGACUAUAAAAGUAUUAUGUUUUACGCAAUAAACGAGACAAACAUAAUAUUAUGUUUGUCUUCAGAAUAUAUAAUACGUAUUCUAAAUAAAAAACAUAAUUAAUAUUCAAAAACUGUACGCACGUUUGUUAUGUUAAAUGUAUUUUGUGAUAAUGAAGAAAUGUAUAAUAAUAUUGUAAUCCGUCUAUUUGUCCGCGAGACAUCGUGUGAUAUAAUUGGAUUGACUUAAUCUGAUAAAGUAAUGUUUAGAAACUUACGUUUUCACGUGUACGCACGGAAUAAAAUCUUUCGUAAACUUCUACAAAACGCGUCUACCCGCUGGUUAAAUGGACUUUUUUUUACCUAGGUAAGUACUUUUGGCUCACACAAACAUUGUAAGCGCAUCUUAAGUUCUUUCUUAUUAUUUGUAAUUCCUUUAUACGCAUCGCGGCGUUCAUCGGAAAUCACUUCAAUAGCUUUAAAGAGAUUAUUUUCCGUAAUAAGUACACGAUGAGAAUCGAAACAUCUAAUUUUUCGAGUGUUCUUAUGAUACAAAUUCACAAAUAAAUAAUAAUAAUAAAACCAUUAUUAUACAUAUCCCUCAUUUAUUAUAAUCGCGUAUUUCAACGUAAGUAUUAUAUUAUUAUUUGAUUUGAAUAAUGCACACGCGUACCAUAAACAUCUUUAUAUUUAUUUCAUAUUUGUAGAAUAGAAUUUAUUAGUACAUUUUUAAUACUUUUUUAAUCUUCUUCUUCUUCUCUGACUUUUAUAAAAUUACUCGCGUAAAGGAAUUUUAGCCACCAACACCAUAUUAUUAUAUACUUAUUAUAAUACCGGUUUAUUUUCACCCACGUUAUAUCGUACGCAAUAUUGUGUUCCACAGUAUAAUAUACGAACGCAUGUGUUUAAAAGAAUUAUACAAAUACGACCGAACCGAUAAAACUUAUUCCUUACGGAGACGUAUAAACAAGUCGAGAAAGUUCAAAAAAGUAGUUCUUAUACAUAUAUGAACAAAACGUUUUUGUAAGCACUUAUCCCAACUUCGCUUAGUACGAUAAUAUUUCAGAAAUCAAAAUUAUAAAGUUUUAUUUUUUAUAUUCUGAGCGAAUGUGUAUGUAUUGGUUUACAAUAAUGUUUUUUUAUAUAUAUAUAUACGGUGUACAAAAAUUCUACCAGAAAUAUUGCUUAAAUUUUCAAGUGUAACACUUUUUCUGAACCAAAAUUUUAUCUAGUUGGUACUUUCAAGAUAAUUUUUUGAUUUUUCAAGCAAUUUUCAUAAAAAUUAAGAAAAAAAUGGUUCUUAAAGUCUUCAAAUUUGGGCAGAAAACUACAUACAUAUUCAAUACAUUUGAACCAUUUUAAGGCUAUUUAUAGAUAUUUUAAUUUUAUGAGUUUUGUAUGUAAUUUUUCUCGAGAAGCUUACUUCGGUAUGAUAAAGUAGUGAUUUAUGAAUACCUCCAUGUGGAAAGUUCACACAAAAUUGUAAACAGUCUUGUGCUCAAUGGUCGAGAUUUUAUGAAAUUUAUAAUCUUUACUGCCUCAUCAAGGACACUUUUAUGAGGUAUUCGCAUCUUUUUAAUAGCAAGUACUUGACGAUGAAAAAUGUAAUGACUAUUACUAUAAUUUUUUGUUAGUUCUUGAAUUCGCGAAACUAAGAAAUGUAAUAAUAAUUUGAAUUUAAUCAAUACAGAUGUGCCCACGGAGCCACGGAGCUCCUAGACUACUCUCACAGAGUACAGUUUGAGAACCGCUGCCUUACAACAAUAAUUUUAUAAUUUAUUAUCGCAUAUUGGAAUAAUUAUCAAUGAUGUAAAAAAAAAGUAAAAAACAUUAAAAUAAAUUAUCAUUUGGAUUUGAUAUAAUAUGAGAAAAGACAGUAAAAUUUAAAAUUAAUAUGGAAAUCCGAAUUCUGACGUAUUAUGUAUACUGCUAGAGAAAAAUACAAGUGCUAAAAAAAAAAACGUAGAAAAACGUACUAUUUUACAGUUACAUUAUUUUAUAAAAAUACGGACGACAUUUUCUACCAGAAAAAAAUUAUUUCAUCAAAAAAUUACAAGAUACCUUUUUUGUUGCCUUUUUGAUUAAAUUUCUUAUGGUAUCAUCACCAAAACUUUUGGGCUUUUAAGGAAUUUUAAUUUUUGGGAGGUUUUUUGCUGUAAUUCAGUUAUAAAUACACGUAGAGACUUGAAACUCGGUAAUAAUACUUAUAUUGAACUAACCUAGAUGUAGUAAAAUUUCUAAAGUCAUCGGGUAACUUUAAUUUUUAAUAAGCGUUUUGAAAUCAAAUUCAAACAAAAUCGCAAAAAAAAAAAACUACGGUACUUCAAAUUAUGUAUUAUCGAACUGCGCUCAAAAUUGUCUUUCUUCAGCAAUAGUUUAUCGUUGAUAUAAAUGAAAUUACCUUUUAUAUCUUACCUUCCCAACUUCCCACCUACAACAGUGACUGUAACCGUCCUCAGUAUCAACUUUUUUUUUUUCUUAUAUCUAAUAUUUAAAUCAAGGUCCAGGGCUCUUGUUGCCGUUGCUUAUUUUUUUGAUUUACCAUUAAAAAUCUAGCACAGUGUUAUUGAAAUUUACGUCAUAUUAUAACGAUUUCAAAUAUAAAAUUUAAAUGUGGGUUUUUUUUGCUUGGUUCAUAUAAUAAUUGAGAAAAACCGUGAAAAAACUUAGUAGAAAUGGAUAAAUUUACGAAAAUGAUGAUUUUAUUAAUUUCAAUUUCGUUUUUUUUAUGUAAUUCAGUUAAACAUAUUCAUAGAUAUUUGGUAUUUGUACAGAAAACUGUAUUUGCUUUUUCAAGACGUGCUAUAAUGUUCAAACCAUUUGAAUCAUUUUUAGACUAUUUAUGUAGACAUUUUAAUUUUGAAAGUUUUUUUAUUCAGUACUUACUUUGUGGAUAAAAUUGUUUGACCGAACAGAUAUUUUUGAACAGAAGGUUCCUUAUAAAUUAUACUUUAUACUUAGUAUUUUGUUUUUAUAUAAGAAUUUUAAUGUCAAAUUUUGUCGAAAAUUGUAAAUAUCAUGACCUUUUAAAACACGUUUAAUUGAUCUCCGCUCAGAAUAGUUUUUCGUUAGCAUAGAAUAAUCGUUGCCUUAAAUUAAAUUCAUUAAAUUCCCUUCUAUAACCUACCUUCCUAACUUCUCACCUACAACAAUGACCCACCUAUCGUGCAAUGUAUGUCCGGGUUUUUUUUUUAUUUGUUUGCUUUUUUUUAAUAUAUUUCACUUUAAAGGGUUUAUUAAAUUUUUAAGGGUAUUACUGUCCCUUUUUUUGUUUAUUUCAAGUGCUAUAGUCACCUUAACCCCGGUAAUAACGUUUGCUGAUCCCUGAACAGGAUAAAUUGGUUUUUAUUUCUCCUACGUCAAAACACAAACUAUCAGUCUAUAACCUCGGGAUAUCUUCCUAUAACAAUAAUACAAUUGUUUUUUCUCCUUCCAGAAUGA